Molecule: messenger RNA, 71670 nt
Organism: Pelobates cultripes (western spadefoot toad)
Lineage: Eukaryota; Metazoa; Chordata; Amphibia; Anura; Pelobatidae
Source: the annotation of a GenBank genome assembly
GUUAGUAACUGCCAGGCAGUGGUCCUCGGUGCCCGGGGGAAGUUGGAGGCUGAGAGCGGGCGGAGCGGAGGGAGAUUGUCGGGGAUGAGCGCUGCCGGUCUGCGGUCCUAGCUCCCCCCCCCCGCCGGGGAGAUGAAGAAGUUUUUCAGUUUCGGGAAGGGGAGGAAGCGGGGUCUGUCCCCCAGCGGCUCGGACACCGGCAGCGUCCUCUCCGCCGGGUAUGAGCUGCAGGAUAAGGAGCUGGGCAAACUGCACCGCGCUGCCCUCACCGGGGAGCUGGCCAAGAUCAAACAGCUGCUGAAAAAACAGGACAUCAACCAGCAAGAUAAGGCGAACAGGUCAGCAGGAUGGGCUACCGGCAUGUGGGGGUCAGCAGGAUGGGCUACUGGCAUGUGGGGGUCAGCGGGAUGGGCUACCGGCAUGUGGGGGGGGCGGGAUGGGCUACCGGCAUGUGGGGUCAGCGGGUGGGCUACCGGCAUGUGGGGGUCAGCGGGGCGGGCUACCCGGCAUGGGGGUCAGCGGAGCUACGGCGUCAGCCAGGCUACCGGCAUGUGUGGUGGGGCGGGUCAGCGGGGGCUAACGGCGGCUGGGGGCCGGCAUGUGGGGCAGCGGCGGCUACGGCAUGUGUGGGUCAUGGCGGCUACCGGCAUGUGGAGUCAGCGAAGCGGGCUACCCGGCAUGUAAGAAGUCAGCGGGACGGGCUACCGGCAUGUGGGGGGCAGCGGGACGGGCUACCGGCAUGUGGGGGUCAGCGGGACGGGCUACCGGCAUGUGGGGGUCAGCGGGACGGGCUACCGGCAUGUGGGGGUCAGCGGGACGGGCUAGUGACAUGUGGGGGUCAGCAGGAUGGGCUACUGGCGGAGGGACCACUGACAUUUGGGGGACAUGGAGGGACCACUGACAUUUGGGGGACAUGGAGGGACCACUGACAUUUGGGGGACAGGGAUGGACCAGCGGCAUUUGGGGGACAGGGAUGAAAUCCCAUCAGAUGGGAGUCUGGGAAGGUCUGUGACACGUUGGGGACCACCAGCAUGCAGGGGAUAAGGAUGGGUCAACUGUGCACAUGGUGGAGCAUGCAGUCAAGCAAUUCUGGACUAGUGAAGUUGUAAAUGUUGGUCAGGAGAGCUUGAGUUCUCUGGGUUGGAUCAGUUUUUGAGGGGCGCAGAGAUGGAGCAGUGAAGCACAGAGGGGCCUUGUGUUGGGCGCAGGGGAUGGAGCAGCAGAACUCUGUAGAGCAGAAUAAGUUACAUAAUUCAUGUACUGAAUUAAAAUUCAAAAUAGGAGGCUUUUAGGACCCUUUAAAUAACAGCUGAUCUAGUGGAAUGUCACAGUUUGAAUUUAAACAGUGGUCUAUACCAUGGGAGAGUUAGAAUGAUCAUGACAAAGCCCACACUAGUCAACAAUCUCUAGGCUUGAUAUAGUUCGAUAAAAAUAUGUUGCUGAAGAAUUUGAAUAUUAGUAGAAUAUAGAAUAUCUUAAAAUAUUGCAAGAUACCGUGGUGUUUUCUCACUAAAUAGAGAACUGUCAGAAAUUAACUAGGUAAUAGUAAAUUUUGGGUCAAAAUGGGAAAAGUUCUCCAAUGUUACCAAUUCUACUGAUUUGUAUUCAAAUUUACAAUCUCCUUGUCAGUUCAACACAAUUCCAGGAUGAAUUCAUAAACUACAAAAGGGGAAUAUAGCCUUUCUGGAUAAAUUGAUACAUUCACGACUUUCAGCCUACAUGUUCCUAUCCGGAUGUAAAUUUGACUAAUUUCAUGGUUUAGUGUAUACACCAGACUUUUUUUUUUUCUCCCCCACUAAAUUUUCAUUGUUGGAAAAAAUUUUGAAUUCUUAUCCUGAAAACCUACCUGACUGCGAUAUUUUUAUUUAUUUAUUAUAAUUCUUUCCCAUUUUAGCCAAUGACCUGGUCAAUCGUGUAACUCAGAAUUUCGAAGUAUGAUAAAUAACCCUAACAUAAUGAAUGUACGAUUGGCCUGGUUAUUGAUAGUGUAACAUUUCUAAAGAUAACCUGUUUACAUCUUUUUUUAUGGAGUCUUUUUGCUCUUUAUCUAAAUGUACUAUUCUGUGCGGAUUAUAUCCCAUCAUUAGUGUAGCAGCUUCUUGACUGUCCUGUGUGACUUAAUAUGUUGUAAAUGGAUUACUGUUUGUCACUUUGUCUUUGGUUAAUCUGUAUCUUCUUGUUUAAUCUCUGUCAGUUUUGGAUUGCUGCACUCUUUUUAUAUUGAGUUAAUUAUCUCUAUUGAAAAGUGCAGAGUUUGUCAGGAGCCAUGUAGAAAUGUUUGUGUACUGGUUGCCAUAGUAGCUGGAGCAUUCCUACAUGCCUAAGGUGUAAAUUUCACUCAACAAAGGCUCUUUAAAGGAAUCCAGUAAUUACUUUUUGUUUAGUUCGGUUGUAGUUGGGUAACAUUCUGAGAAGCCAUGCUUAUCUCUGUUUCAGUGGCAGUUUUGCCAGUAGAACCAAUUAAUCAAUAGACCAUAACCAUCUGAAUUUAAAUGGCCACUUCGGUGUGAUGCAAUAUAAAGUACUUUAACAUAACGAACUGCACUUGUGGGUGCGUGUGUAUUACAUAUGCAAAUGGUACCCACUCAUAAAAAUAAAAAAAAAUUAAAAAAUAAAUUUCGCUGUUUGUGCCUUGUGUGUAGCUAUGUGCAAUUGCAUUAUGCCCAAGUUUUUGCGGUGUGUUCCAGCACAGAGUUGUACUUCUUGCUACAAAUUAUAUCAAAUAACUUGCAGCAGAACUGGUCUUGGUGUAAAACAUUUUUUUUUUUUUUUUUUUCCUUUAAUAAUCUGGAAUACUUAUUCAGAGAUUUCCUAUUUACAUUUUACAUGCUAAUAAUUUUUUUGCGUACAGUGUUUUCAUGGUGUGAUGUCUGGCACCUACAUAGCUAUGUGCAAUGGUAAUAUUGCUGGGGGGUUUCUGAGAUAUCAGAUUCCUGAUUUAUGGAAGAAAAAUAAAAUGCAACAACCAUGUUGCAUUGCACCGCCCUCUCAAAACAAAACGUGUGAUUUGCGCUAUAAAUUGGUUCAACCAUACUUUACUUCUUUUAUAUUAGGUGCACUCACAUUUAAUAAAUACAUUUUUUUUUUUUUUUUUUUAAAGAUAUAUCUAUCAUUUUGUUCAGGACAAAUAGGGCUUUCAUUUCACAUCAAAUAUUUAUAUAUGAAACAUAAUUUAAUAAGAAUAAAUUUUUUAAAUUUGAUAAACUAAGAAAUUUUAUUUUUCAAGUUUUGCACUGCAUUUUAACUAUGAAUGUUAUAAUACGGUUAGCUUUUACUGCGAUCAAAUACACAUAUUUGUGUUCAGCAAUAUCUCACGAGUACAACCGCACCCCCAUGUACAGAUUUUAGGAGAUUUUUGGAAAGUUACAGGAUUAAAUAUAGGGCAUUCCUAAAUCAAAAUGGGGUAUGUCCAGUCAUUUUUAGUAGCCACAAAUGCGUGCCAAAGUUAGCAUUCAUAUUUUAUUUUUGCAUUUUUUUUCACACAAAAACUGCACUGUAACUGAACAUAACAUUGUCGUGAUACGUUUUGCUGUUUUGAAACUCAUAUUUGAUAGGCAGAUCCCUGCAAUUGUGUGUGUGUGUGUGUGUGUGUGUGUAUAUUUAUAUAUACAUACAGCUCUGCGCCAAUGAGCAUCUCCUCACAGAGAUGUUUUGAGUCAUUGCAGCUCUGUGAGGAGCGUUCAGCGUCUCCAUACAGAGCGUACAUGCUGCACACUGUGCAUCACUGAGAUAGAAGCACCUCUAGUGGCUGUCUGAGUGACAACACCUAGAGCAGGCGGAAAUGUUAGCAGAAUGCGUGGUUGUAUAGGGAGAGAUAUUAGCAGUAGAAAGAGGGAAGUGCUCAUUGUACAGAACACUGGUGAGACCUCACUUGGGGAGUAUUGUACGCAGUACUGGAGACCGUAUCUUCAGAAGGAUAUUGAUAAUUUAGAGAGGGUUCAGAGAAGGGCUAGUAAACUGGUUCAUGGAUUGCAGGAUAAAACUUACCAGGAAAGGUUAAAGGAUCUUAACAUGUAUAGCUUGGAGGAAAGACGAGACAGGGGGAAUAUGAUAGAAACAUUUAAAUACAUAAAGGGAAUCAACACAGUAAAGGAGGAGACUAUAUUUAAAAGAAGAAAAACUACCACAACAAGAGGACAUAGUCUUAAAUUAGAGGGACAAAGGCUUAACCCCUUCGCGACCCAGGACGGUUCAGGACCGUCAUCUGCAUUUUUGCAUUGCCGACCGAUGACGGUCCUGAACCGUCCUAACGGUCUUAGUUACUUACCUGAUCGCCGUCGUUCACCCGGCGGCGAUCAGCGUGGCUCCGGUUGUGGGGAGACUGCCUGCAGCCUAGACAGUCUCCCCACACUGAAUUAGGACCCCUGUGGCCAUGUGAUCGCUCAACAGAGCGAUCACAUGGUCACAAUAGGUGUCCAUGUGUCUGCCUGCAGGGGGACUGUCUGUGCUGACAGGCAGUCUCCCUGCUAGUGUAAAAUCAAUAAAAUAAAAAUAAAGUUAAUGUUAAUAAAAAAAAUAAUAAUAAUUAUAUAUGUGUCUAUAUAGCAUAUAUAUAAUGCCAUACUAAGUGUAUUUUUAUAUUAUGUACUUAUAUUAAUAUAAAAAUACACUUUAAAUUACACACGUGUAUAUAUAUAAUAUAUAUAAUAACUAUAUAUAGUGUGUGUGUGUGUGUGUGUGUGUGUAUAUAUAUAUAUAUAUAUAUAUAUAUAUAUGUGUGUGUGUGUGUAUAUAUAUAUAUAUAUAUAUAUAUUAUUAUUAUAAAAUAUAAAUAAGUAAUUUAAACUAAAUACAUUUUUUUUUAAAUAAUAAAAAAAAUUUAAAAAUAUAGCUAUAUGAAAUUUUAUUCUAACUGUAUUUUAAAAUUAAUAUAUAUUUAUAUUAAAAUACACUUAGAAUGAAUUUGUAUAUAUAUCUAUAUAAAAAUAAAUAAAAAUAAUAAAUACAUAUGUCCAUAUACAAAAUUAUAUAAAUAUACACGUAGACUUCAAAUAUAUAAAUAUGCAUAUAUAUUUAAAUUCUACGUGCGUAUUUAUGUAAUAUUUUUACAUAAUUCAGUAAUUUUAUUGAUUGCAAUUUGAGGGACCUGCCUGCCAACCCAGGCCGAAAUUCCAGAGAAUUUAAUUUGCUAGCACUGUAUUUUACCCUGUAAAGUUCUACGACACCCUAAAACCUGUACAUGGGGGGUACUGUUUUACUCGGGAGACUUCGCUGAACACAAAUAUUAGUGAUUCAAAACAGUAAAACAUAUCACAGCGAUGAUAUUGUCAGUGAAAGUGACUUUUUUUGCAUUUUCACACACAAACAGCACUUUUUACUGAUGAUAUAAUUGUUAUGAUACGUUUUCCAGUUUUUAAACACUAAUAUUUGUGUUCAGCGAUGUCUCCUGAGUAAAACAGUACCCCCCAUGUACAGGUUUUAUAGCAUUUUUGAAAGUUACAAGGUCAAAUAUAUGGGUCAAAUAUUUUUACAUUGAAAAUGGCCAGGUUGGUUACGUUGCCUUUGAGAGCGUAUGGUAGCCCAGGAAUGAGAAUUACCCCCAUGAUGGCAUACCAUUUGCAAAAGAAGACAACCCAAGGUAUUGCAAAUGGGGUAUGUCCAGUCUUUUUUAGUAACCACUUGGUCACAAACACUGGCCAAAAUUAGCGUUCAAUUUAAUUUUUUUUACUUUUUUCACACACAAACAAAUAUGAAUGCUUACUUUGGCCAGUGUUUUCGACUAAGUGGCUACUUAAAAAGACUGGACAUACCCCAUAUUGAAUACCCUGGGUUGUCUACUGUAAAAAAAAAAAAUAUGUACAUGUGGGGUGUUAUUCAGAGAUUUAUGACAGAUAAAAGUGUUACAAUGUCACUAUUGAUAAAUUUUAAAAAUGUAUAUUUUGAAACCGCAAUAUCCUACUUGUACCUAUAGCCCUAUGACAUACGCAAAAAAGCACGUAAACACUAGGUAUUUUUAAACUCAGGACAAAAUUUUGAAUCUAUUUAGCAGUUUUUUUCAUUCGCUUUUGUAGAUGAGUAAAAGAUUUUUCAAGUAAAAGUCAAAAAACAUGUAUUUUUUUUUUUUUAAUUUUUCAUCAUAUUUUUUUUAAUUAAAGUAAACCCUGCCUUUUCUCUGAAAAGGCAGCGUUUACAGGGCUCAGCCUCCAGGGAUAGGCUAUAGACACCAGAACCAAUACCUUGAGCUGUGUUGGUUAUGGUGCCUAAUAGAGUCCAUUUAAAACUAAUAAAACAAUUCCUAACCGUUUUAUGGUUUGGCCACCUAUUAGUCAUGACCUCUGCCCCCUUUGCACAUUACACACAGGCUGGGGAGGUGAGGGGAAAUUGCUUUUGUCAUUGCCUUAACAGUACAGUGGCAUCAUGCUGUUUGUUUAAAUUAUAGACCACAUAGGUCUAACCCCAUGCUGAGAAUACAGCUCUUGUCAUCUCUUUAACACUUGGAGUGCUAGAUGCAGGAUAGCCUCAGUGUACUUACCACUGCUUAAGUGAACUUUACUCUUUAGCUGUGUACUUAUUUAAAAUUCCAGAUUUUGCUAACUUUUGUGGUGUAAAUUCACAAUUUUUUAUUAAAGACAGAAGGCAAGUAUUAUGUUAUAACCCUUUUCUACUACUCCUAUAGCAGCCAAUAUGAAAAACAUUGAUAUUUUUAAACCCUAAGAACAUACCUGUCGUUAACAUACCAACCAAUCACAGCCAAGUCCAGUCUAUUAAAGGUACUACGUAGAAUCUUCUUCCACUUUCUGGUUUGCGACGACUCAGUAAUUCAAUAUUUCCACAAAGAGUAAAAAAGGAUAAAAUAUGUAAUGAUAAAAACAAAACAUUCAAAAUGUGAGGAUAAAACAGAUGGCAAGGAUGAUAAUUUAAACAUAACAAAUGUUCUCAUGUUUGUGACCAAGUCUCCAAUCACUCUGAAAAAGAAGAAAAAUCAAUGUGAAUUGAUUAAUGUGAAAUGAAAAAAACAAAGUAAAUAUAUUAUAAACCUGUGGUUGGUAAGUAAACACAAAGUGAGUGGGAUGAUACUUGUCACAAUUUUAUUAAAGACGGGAGCCAUCAUUUAAAGCUAGAAACGGGAGCCUCGUAUUAUGCUAGUUUAAAGCUAAAGACAAUUAUUUAGAACAUGCAACCUAACGUGAGGAUUACGAUUAAAGUAAAAUUGCUUAAACGUAGAGUCUAAAGACGUACUAGCCACUUUCUGGAUAUCAUGCAGACUACUUCCCAAAAUAUAAGCUUUGGUAGCCAUCGCUGAUCUAGUGGAAUGGGCUCCAUAUAAGGAGAUAUCAGUACCAGCUCAAUACGUGACACAUUUUAACCAUCUUGCAAUAGUAGGGCUAGACACUGGAAAAUAAGGUUCAUGAAAAGCUGAUUUCUGUUCAUAAGACUUUAAACAAUGGGCAACACCCAAUUUAAGAUUGUGGGGAAAUGCUAGAUAAAACACAGAAUUUAAAUUGGUCUUAGUUCGUGUUACCAUCUGGAAGGUUACACCAUCAGGGGAAAAACAUUUUUGGUUUAUAUCCAGUGCUCUAACAUCUGAGAGACGUUUCAAAGAAAUUAAACACGACAACGUACCAAACGCAAAAGCUAAAAAUGUUAAUGAUAAUGAUUGUCUUCCUAGAUUCUAGUAAAGAUAAAACGACAUUAACGUCCCAAGAUCUCUAGGGCGUAUUAGAAUACCUUGCAAAUUAAAGGAUGUUGACCAUUAGAUAAAUUGUCUAUAAAAAAAUAUGCCUGGCAGAGAUGGCAUAGCUAAAUAUGUUAAAAGCAUAUGGUUUUCCUUGAUCACAGCAAUAUGAAGAGGCGUGAAGGAAAGCCGAAAUAUGCACUUGCUACAAUGGUAGUAAAACUGUCAGCAGUACAUCAGCUAGGAUUCCCAAAACCUAGCAAGCAAUACAGACUAUAACAGAGUGACAAACUGCAACCAAAAAGUGUAGUGUUUUUAUAUCCAACACCGUAGUAUCAGUAUAAAUGUAUGUAUAUAAUUACAUAUACUUCUUUGAAGUCAGUCAGUACAAAUCUUGAUCAAUUGUAUAACCUCAAAAGAACAAAAUAGUGCAAUAUGUAUCUUAUAUUUGCAGUGCUUUGUGAAAAAGUAUAUAGAGGACAAACUCACAUUUUACUGAGCUACUAAGAGCUCUGCUGAAUGUCGCCUGGACGGUACAAUCCCCGUCUUAGGAUAUGUGAAGCUUUGUUAUGGGUGACGUCCGGUAUAUGUAGGAGAGAUAAAGCAGGAAAAGACUUAUGGUAUAAUAUAUCAAUACACAACAUAGAUGAUGAAAAAUGGUAUCCUACUUACAAUUUCCAGAGCAAUUACUUGCUCUGGUUGGAAAAGGUCUUGGUGGUAUUCUCCCCACUUGGGAUGUGCAGGAUGAUUAUAAACCAGGAAAUAUGAUGACCGGUAUAAAAUAAAAAAGGGACUUGUGUGUAUAUAUAUUUAAACAGACUGUAUUCAGUAUAAUAUUAAAAUAGGGAAUGCUCUAUAUCAAACAAAUAAGGGAUAAAAGGUCUUCCAAUACAACACUUGAUGCGUUUCACCCAGCAGGGCUUCCUCAGAAGAGUCGUGUGUGAUAAUUGACCUUGGCACCUGGUGCCCAAGCUUCUCAUAAGAUCAUCUGAGUUCGUUGUGAAAAUUCAUCUUGUAUUGAUGAUUCCCUGAAAUAGUCUAGCUUCUAGAGUCUUUUGAUUAUCCAAAAUUAGUGUGAGAUUCUCCCUUGGUAUUUUUCAGAAGAUCCUACAAGGCCCAAAAAAAAAAAAAACCUGAGUGAGAUCAUUGAGUAAUUCCAAAAGAUGUAGAAACCAUGGUUGCGUUGGCCAUAAUGGGUUAUUAAGACCAAGGUUGCCAUGUGACAUUCUAUUUGAGACAACACUCUGGGAAUCAUUGCAAAUGGAGAAGAAGCGUAAUGUUUUCCUUCUGACCAAUCUUGUAAGGAGGCAUCUAAUUCUAAAACUUCUGGAUCCAGACACCAACUGAAAAACUUCGUUAACUGGUGAUUUUAAACAAGACGCAAAAAGGUCCAUGUCUAAUGGACCCCCACGUCUGUUGAAUAGGUAAUUGUGUAAUUUCCAAUUGCUUGUGUCAUAGAGAUGCCUGGAAUUCCAAUCGACCACUACAUUAGGUAAUCCAGUAAGCUUUCAGUGUAAUUGCCCAAAAAUACCAAGAAUGUUUUGAUAAUUCUGCUAGGUCUUUUGAUUUGUUGCCUCCUGGUCAAUUGAGAUAUUGGACCGCAGAAAUGUGGUCCCUUUGUAGAACAAUUCAACAGUUGACUGUGUCCUUGGCUAGACUUUUGAGAGCGAACGAUCCUGCAAGUAAUUUGAGACAAUUGUAUAUGAAGCUCUGAUUCCUGUUGGGAUAAUUUCUUCCCCGAAAUCGAAAAUUCAGGGCCGAAAUCGAAAAUUCAGGAUGCCCUUGGCCGAAAACUGAAAAUUACUUUUUUCCCCAAAUGAUUUAAAAAAAAUUUUUUUUCUAUAAUUUUAUUAAUAUUAGACUAUUAGACACAGUGUGGGAGGGGGUGACAGUGACUGAGGGAGGGGGUGACAGAGCGUGGGUGUUAGAAAUACCAUAGCUUCUAUCUCCAUUACUGACAAUGAAAGAGGUGCUCAGUUACAGAAAGUUGCUGAAUACAGCAAUGCGGAUUUUAACAUAUAAUUUUAUCACAGCCGUUACAAACACAUCUUUGUUAAACAUUGGGGAAAAUUUUUAAUCCCAUUUAAAAAAAAAAUAAGAAUUAAAUUAAGAAUAUUACACGGCAGCACUUUUCCUGUGGGGCCCACCCUCUAUGUAGAGAUGAUAUGUGUCCAAGAAAAAUUGUGCAUUUAGCAAUCCUAAAGCUAGCCCCUGCUUCCUCCCUCGGAGUCUAGAAUGCCAGUUGAGAAAGUGUGGGCCUCUGUGUAACAUGGAAGAUUCCAUUCACGAAAAGGGGGUGUUUUUUCUUACUUGAAACCACAGAGCAGCUAUGAAUCCCUGUAUUCCUCCCAACCCCUGCUGGCCCCAUUUGCCGCACACAUUGCUCGUAGAAGGGGCCACCUGAUGGGUGGGGUCUGAGAGCCGAGUCCUGCACCCUGCUCCCCACUGGUACCAGAGACCCCCCCUCCGCCGCCAGACUCGGAUGGUGAAUCCCGGGAUACCAGAUAAUAGCAGCCGCGUUCAAUUGUUUCCCUCCCCCGUGGGAUUCCCACCGGGACCGGUCCCCGCGGGCAGCCCAGACUGGGAACACCGGGCACAGCCCGCUCACCUGGAAACGGCACAGGAGCUUCCCCACCCGGGAUCCGUGUCAUGGGGCUGGCAGUGCUGGGGGCAGUGGCGGGUUGGGGGGCUGUCAAAUGGCAUUUUAAUUUUCGGCAGAUUUGACUGAUUUUCGGAUGAAAUGGAAUAGGUCGCCGAAAUUUCAGUGCACCCCUAAUGGAAAAUAUAAAAUGAAAUAAGAGGGCAAGAUGAAAUCGUAUUAAAGGUUAUAUAAAACAAGAUGGGGUUUAAAAUUCUUUACAAAUUAAAUAAAUGCAAAGAGAAGAAAUAAUAGUAAUCAAAUCAUAGAAUAAAUAGAGGGAUAAAAUACAGUCGUAGUUAAGGUAAGAGAUAAAUCAAAGCAAAAUAUAUGAAGUAAUACUAUACAUGAAAUUUCAAACGGUACUUCUCUCUAGCAUGGAGUGGCAAAGAAAAGGCAAGAACAUUCUACGCACCACCUAUUAUAGACUGGACUUGGCUGUGAUUGGUUGUUAUAUCACAGAAGUUAUGUUCUUAGGAUUUUUAUUGUUAAAUCUUUAUUUUAAUGUUUUUCAUAUUUGCUGCUAUAAGAAUUGUAAAUAAUAAAAUUGUGGGUUUUUUGGGUUUUUCUUUUUUAACUGUCAAUGGAGCUCCGUAAAGUUUUCAGGAUACUCACCUUCUUUUGUGGCUGUGGACCCUCUUCUGUGUCCUGUCUCUUUUUGGGAAGCCUCUGAUGGCUUCAUAUUGCCUGGCACUGCUCACUGAUGAAGUUGGUAUGUUGGCUUCAUUGCAAUCCAUGGUGGAGAGAAGGUGAGGUAGUACGGGGAACACAAAAGAAAAAAAGAAAAGAUUUAACAGAGCUGAGACAAUUUCUCAUCUUGGCAAAACAAGUGCAACCUCUGAGAUGUUUUUAUUAGUUGCUCUGGGAUUCUUUCAGGCCCCCCCGAACUUUAGUAAAUCUUUAAUGGGUCUUGAGUAAAUGUGCGCUAUUACCCUUGCCAUGUAAUGACUAUUUAAAACAAAUUUACUAGCCAGGUUUAAAAAUGACUUCUCUCCGCAGACUCUGACAGCAGUCUCUGGAGGUAUUCUGCCAGGCAUAUAUUAUAACAUAGCAGAGCAAGCUAGUAUGGACAUGGGACAUGCGCCCAACUAAUCCAGCUUCCAUGCUUGCACUGCUGUAAUACCACCACUCAAAGUAAGGAAGAAUUCCUAACCUCUACGUAAUAGACCUCCACAUUUUACAUAAAUCCAAGGUGGGGUUUGCCACAAAAAGGGGCAAAAAGAAAGACAAUGUUUCUGUAUAUGUGCAUGCUCCCCACACUAUGAACACAUCCUUAAAUUUUGCGCGCACUCACACUCUUACAUUAUAUUAUCACUAGUUGGAUAUGCAUGUCUUCUGACAUUAUACAUGGACAAGGCCUCCUGAUGUGCUUUUUCACAAACUAGUAAUAUUGUUAGCAAGGAUUAAAUAUUCACCCUCGCUAUACCUGUCCAAUCAUUCUACAUUGACACAAUUUCUGUGAAAGGAUACUCCUGACAUGAAGCUAUAAAGCGGGUACUCAUGUUUUCACUUUCACAAUAAGACAAGACAGACUUUAAUUGGCUACUCUUUGGUGGCUGCAGCAGGAUGUAUGGUGAGAAGUACUCAAAGUACUGACGUUUGGGCAUGAGGGGUACAAUGUGUGUGUGGGGGGGCAGGUUGUAUGAGGGGUACAGUGUGCGUGUGUGUGUGCGCGUGUAUGGGGGUAGUUUUUGUGUGUCUGUGUGGGUAGGAUGGCCAAUUCAUAAAUAUAUAAUUUUUUGUUUUAAUUAAAAAUAAUUAUUUUAAUAUUCCCCCCUCCUUGCUUACCAUUGCCUGAGAGGAGGGACUUUUCUUGCAAUCCCUGGUGGUCCGGUGGGGAAGCCCUGGCGGCCCUAGUGGUGACAGUGAACUCUAGCAGCCUCAGGAGCUACUAGAAUUCACUCUUGUGAGAUUUGGAGCGUUGCCAUGGUAACCGCGGCAACGCUCCAAGCUCGUGAGAGGAGAACCCGCUGGAGCUGCAGGUUAGAGCUCCCCCGGGUCCUCUUUCCCUCCCCUGCCGGCUGCCAGCAUUACAGUGCUAGUGGGCCGGAGAGGAAGAUCUCUGAUCUCCCCUCCGGUCAUUCAGAGCCGGCAGGGGAGAGGGAGGCAUAGUUCCCAGUGCUAUGAACAUAGCUCUUGGAGAAUCUCUCACGGCUCCCCUUUGUGCCCAGUAUGAUAUGCAAAUGGCCUGUUUCUUUUUUAAUGGCACAAGAUGAUCUAAAACCAGCUUGAGAUCUGAGCGGGGACCCACCGAAGGGCAGGUAAUUUGAAAUUUACCCGUUCUCAGUAUUCUCUUGCAACUUGUAUUUUUCUAAUUUUAGUAAAUAGCCCCAUCUAAUAGACCUGUGUUUUAUUUUAUAUUGUAUUGUCCUCCUGUCCACAUGUAAUGAGCCACCUGCAUCCAUUUAUUUAAACUGUCAACUAGCUGUCUGGUCAUCUUUGUGUUUAGCUCCUGUAUAAACACCAGGUUUAAAAAAACUGAGGGUUUUAAUGACAGACGUUGAGUGGAAGCCAUUGUUUUACACAUGUAUCCUUAAAUUUCAAUAAUUGCUGGUUAACAUGAGUAGGAAUCCUGCCCGCAUAUUCUGUUCGUUUUUGUAUCAUAGCUACACACCCCUACACCACGGCAAUUUAGAAUAUGCUGGCACUUCCUAAAUAAAUGAUGAUCUACAUGCUCACUGAGCACAAAGGUUCUCCUAAUCUAAAUUGCAAGUAUGCAGAAUACUUCGUAUCCGAAACACAACAUUCUCAUGACUACAGGACCAUACUUCUGGUAGGUUUUCUGACAUUUAAACCCUUUUAUUAUCCAUCUUAUUUCUCCUAUACAUUUCUUCAGUUACUGCACAGUGUUGUAUAUUGUAUCUGUCUUUUUAGAAAUUGGACAUUUGAGACUUUACACUGCAGAAUACAUUAAAAUAUUUUGAGGGCUUACACGUCUAUGCUGUCAAAGAUGCAAUUGAGGCAUUGCACACUAUCUGUUCUGUAGGGUUUGUAAAGCUACACUUUUUUAAAAGACCUUUUAUCCUUGCACAGUCCAGCUAUGUGCCUCCUUUGUGAAGUAACCUAAGUUACGGCCAGCCAGAGGAAUUCACGCUAAAAUCAGUUUGUUAUUCGGUUUGUCUGUUGUAAGUUGUCGUGUUUGCUUGUAUCACUGAUUGUCAUCCGAUUUCCAGUGACAACACAUAGUUAGAUUCAUUUUCUUUCCUGUGUGUGGGUCAUGGAGAAUUUGCUGCAAUCAUUUUCAGGCUUAAAUUUGUACAUGCUCUGAAUUGUUCACCACUAGCGUAUACAACAGUCAGUUAAAUAAUGAAGAGAGCAAAACCUCCACACUUUUAGUGCAGUGUGUUGGGAGGUAUUUGUUUGGGGGGGGGUUUUUUGCACCAUUUGUUUUGGGGUUUUUUGGUACACAGGGGUGUGGAAAUAAAAUAAAAUAAAACUACUUGUCCAAGGGACUAAAGCAGUAACCCAAUCUUACUUGUCCUCACGUGCACAAUAAUUUCAGUUUGGAAUACCUGCCUAAAGCCCUAGAAAUAGACAGAGUUAUUCACUAAACUCUGAUUGAAACAAACUGAGACAAAAGCUGAUCUGCAAAAGUUCUCCAACAUGGCAAUAGUUGACACCUUUUGCCAUCCAUUCAGAUUUAAUUUGUGAGGGAGUGUAAUACGUGUGUAUGCUGUAAAUAAUGUGUGUGCAUGCGCGAUGUGCCCCAGUUUGCCUGCCAUGUUCCUGCCCAUAGCCUACACCAUAGUGUGUCUGUCCCUAACUAUCCAAAAUUAGUGUCCCUGCCACUAACUAAACCCCAUCUCUGCAUUAACCAUCCCCUAUAUGUGUCCCUGCCCUACCUCUUUUAGUCCCCAUUAGUGUCGCAGUAUCUAACCCUCUGCAUUAGUGGCCCUCCCCCAUCCUGCCCUAACUCACUCACAUUAGUGCCUCACCAGCUAGUGUGUCUCCAUAUUCCUCCUCCCAGUCUCCAGCCAAUCGGGGAGCAGAUGUGCGAUAUGUCCCACCCCUCCACAAAAUUACUAUGCAUGCGCAGAGGGAGUUAAACGAGAUGCUGGGUUUCCCCUUGCCGCGUAAUGCGUCUGUUGCCAAUGUAAUUGCUGCCUAAGUCACGUGUGCCAGGGACGCAACAUUUGUUGUUCAGAUUAGGGAUGGACCGAUAUUGCUUUUUUUUUUUUUGAGCCGAUAUCGAUAUUCUGUGAACUUUCAGGCCGAUAGCCGAUAUAAUUUGCCGAUAUUCUGUACAUUUACCAUUUAGGAAAAUAAAAACGUUCUAAAGGUAAAUGCACUAAAUAUACAUGCCACGUGUAGUGGAUGCAGUGUGUUUAGACAGGGGAGCUGUGUGUGUUUGUAUAGUGUGUGUAGUGGAUGCAGUGUUUGUGUAGUGUGUGUUUAGUGGAUGCAGUGUGUAUUUGUCUAGUGUGUAUAUAAUGAAAGCAGAGUGUUUGUGUAGUGUGUGGGUAGUGUGCGUAAAGUGAAUGUAGUGUGUGUGUGUGUGUGUAAAGUGAAUGCUGUAUAUACUAAAUGCAAAGUGUGUGUGUGUAUAUAAUGAAUGUAGAGUGUGUGUGUAAUGUGUAGUGUAUUUAUAUAAUGCAGUGUGUAUUUGUCUAGUGUGUGUGUGUGUGUGUAUAUAAUGAAAGCAGAGUGUUUGUGUAGUGUGUGGGUAGUGUGCGUAAAGUGAAUGUAGUGUGUGUGUGUGUGUGUGCAUAUAUAAUGAAUGCAGGGUGUGUGUGUUUGUAUAGUGUGUGUGUGUAUAUAAUGCAGUGUGUUUGUAUAGUGUGCAUUAUAUAAACACACUACAUACACACACACUGCAUUAUAUAAACACAUUAUGUAAACACACUGCAUUAUGUAAACACACACUAUACACACUGCAUUAUAUAAACACACUACACACUGCAUUAUAUACACACACUACACAAACACACUGCAUUAUAUACACAGUGUGUUUGUAUAGUGUGUGUGUAUAUAAUGUAGUGUGCAUUAUAUAAACACACUCCAUUAUAUACACAUACACUACACAAACACAUUGUGUAUGUAAUGCAGUGUGUGUGUGUGUUUGUAUAGUGUGUUUAUAUAAUGCACACUACAUUAUAUAAACACACUGCAUUAUAUAAACACACUACGCAAACACACUGCAUUAUAUACACAGUGUUUGUGUAGUGUGUGUGUGUGUGUGUGUGUGUAUAUAAUGCAGUGUGUUUGUGUAGUGUGUGCAUUAUAUACACAGUGUGUUUGUGUAGUGUGUGUAUAUAAUGGAGUGUGUGUGUGUGUGUGUGUGAGGGGGCAUUUUUUAUUAAAUUAUUUAUUUUUUUAUAUUUAUUUAUUUUUGUUGUCCGUCCUCCCUGCUUGUUACCUGGCCAGGGUGGGGGGAUAUAGAAUUCCCUGGUGGUCCAGUGGCAUUGGCUGAGCUGUGGGGGGGGGCGGGCAGCAAGCGUUUACUCACCUCCCAGCAGCUCCCCAGUGUAAAUCUCGUGGCCAGCGAGACUGAAGGCCGCGGGUCUCGCGAGAUUUACAUUGGGGAGGUGAGUAAACGCUUGCUGCCCGCCCCCCCAGGACCGCCGGGCUUGUAAUGAGCCUGGCGGUCCUAGGAGGUAUUAUCGGCAAUAUCGGUAUCUGAAUUGGCCGAUACAAAUAUUUUUGAAUGUCUGCUUUUUAAAGGUCUGGAAUAAUUAGCAGAUUAAUAGAUGUUUCAAUUAACAUGCUUGCUGGUACACUUUUUUUUUUUUUUUGUCCUUGGAAGGAUGAAGAGCUUGGUGAUCCUGACUCCAGUAGAAAUUGUGAUGCUCAGGUUUAAGUGUCUGCUGCACCUGAGUCAUUUCACCUGCAGUACGAGAGUCAUUCCACGUUCAAUAUAAAGCUUGUGUUUCCAGUAAUUGUCUCUAUAUCUGUGUGGCCCAAAUUUAGCAUUCUUCAAUGAUUUCCUCUUUGCAAACCGGUCCUUCUUUCUUAUGUUUUUUUUGUUUGUUUGUUUUGUUUUAUGUAUUUUUCCUACACUUGACAAUGGGUGGAGCUUAAGGAAGCUCCAUGUCCUUUUUGUCAAGUAUAAUUUUCCCAUAAUACCCAUCUUUCCAUCCAGUCCUUAGUCUUGCCAGCUUCCCUAUCUUCAAUUCUGAGUGCUGCACUUCCCGUCUCAUACUAUAGAUAGUGCCAUGAAAAAUAAUCCAGAACCGCAAAGAAUCAUUAGAAUAAAGGUGAUUAAGGGGGCACAUGUUUAGAAUCAACACAAUGGGGAAACACGAGAAACUAGUAGAGUAGGGGGAGCAUAAACAGCAUAGGGGUCAGUUUAGAAAAAACAGCGCCUCAGAGGGUAUAUUAUAGCAUUACACAAAUAUAUCCAGGGCCAAUACAAACCAUUGUCUGGAAAUCUAUUCCCAAAUAGGACUAUACAUAGGACAUGAGGUCAACCGUUUAGACUGGAAGAAAGGAGAUUUAGUCCAAGUCGAAGGAAAGGGUUUUUUUGUUUUUGUUUUUUUUUUACAGUAAGCGCAAUAAGGAUGUGAAAUUCUCUGCCUAAAGUGGUGGUUUUAUCAGAGUCUGUAUGUUUAAGCAACAAUUGGAUGCAUACUUGCAAAAACGCCAUAUUCAAGGAUAUAUAUUUUUUAAAUUGUGGGGUAAUAGCUUCUUGAUCCAAGGAGAUAUCUGACUGCCAUUCUGAGGUCAAGAAAGAUUUUUUUUUUUUUCCUAGUUUGUUAGAAAUUGGGAGCUCUUCAAACUGUUUUGUUUUUUUGGCAUUCUUUUGGUUCAACAGCAAAAUUCAGAUGUGAGAAAGGCUCAACAUUAUGGACACAUGUCUCUUUUCAGCUAUGUAACUAUGUAAUAAAGCAUUAUCCAAGUUUCAGAAAAAAUCCACAAUGCUGUCACAAGACAAUUUAAAAUUCUAGAUUUUAUAUGCAAUAGCUAUGUAGCGGAACUCCAAUACCAAGCAUAGUUAUGUCUGCUAUUCCUUUCUUGUAGUUGAAAGAAGCACUGCAAUAUUCCAAGACCCUUUCCCCCAGCAACUAGACGACACAUAGUUCUGGAAGUCAACUGAGUUUAUUUUGGCCACACACUGCUUUUAUGCACUGACCACUCAGGAUCCUCUGUUUCCGAGAGGUAAUUGAGUGAGAAAACUAUAACUCUGUUAUCUCUCAGAUACAGGAAACAUACAAAAUUUUAAUAAAAAAUACAUUUUAAUAAUAUAGGAACCCAACGAAAGUCAUAUCACCAAAUAGCUGGGGUCUGAGCACCCACUUUGUCGAAAUAGCGCUCAGAUCCCUUUGGUGGUUGGAGAACGCCAUUCAAAUGAAGUUUUGAUCGGUCGGCCAUGCGGCGAUGCCCUAAAACAGUUCCAUAGAAAACAAGGCAACGAACGGUCUCACACGAACACUGACGAAUGCUCCCCCUGGCUUUUAGGGAGCAAAUGCUCCCCCUGUUUAGUAGUUCAUGCCUCCCGAACGCCGUUCUUAUAACUGUUCUGGAAGUUGGAUGGGCAGUGGUACUAGUUUCCCGGGUAUUUGCAGGGUCGCGGAUCUGAAAAUAGUUCCAGGCCUUCAAAGACUAUCUACUGCUGCCUGCGUUUCCAGAGACAAAAUUGCCGCCAAAUCUUGGAGCAUGUGUGUUCAGUUAUGCAAAUGGUGGCCACACAGGGGAAACGCUUGUACGAAUGAGCAAUUUGUGGUUAACAGCCAGGGGUGGUCGGUGAUUGUGAGGUGUUAACAGGGGACCACACAAAGUUGAUUUGGUAACCAAACCGGAGGGUGUACGGACAGCCGAACAAAAGGGAAUAGAAGUGUAAUUAGGGCAUACAUUCUGCUACACUAUAUUCUAAUUUUUAUCAAGAGUGCUUGAUUUAUUUAACAAUUUAAUUGUUUUUCUGUUCCAGAACACCUUUACACCUUGCUUGUGCUAAUGGACAAUCCGACGCGGUUACUUUGUUAGUGGAAAGCAACGCAAAAGUGAAUCUUUGUGACACUGACAAUAGAUCCCCUUUAAUGAAGGUAAUUUUCUAACAUGUCUUUAGUGCUUUUUGAACAAUGCUGAAUGAAGAACAUUUUAAGCAUAAUAAAAAUGUAACAUUUUGCAAAUGUUAUGGCACAUGGAGUCAUGGGAAACACGCUGUGGCUUUGAAGUACCGCCAGUAAGUGCUACAGUUUUUUACACCUUAAUGGAAAGUGUGUUGUGUUUUUUUUUUGCAUGGUUUUUCAAAAAUAAAAUAUCGAUAUAAUGCAUUAGCAAUGGGUAUCUGUUCUUGCGUCUUGUUUUCCUUUCAUAACAUUUGAACCCUUUGUCAUAUUUAGCUUUGAAGGUCCACUCCGGAAGUAAUGGUUUGUUUGCGAUAUAGUUAAUUUCUAGCAACAGUUGUGUAUGCAAAUCCACGCAGCUAUAAAAGUCUGCGUGCAGAGGGAUAGGGCACCUUUUUAGACCCUAACCCACACGAUUGUCUUACGACAGAUGGUUAAUCGUAGCAGUUUAAAUCAUGGUCCGCAGGACUUCUCUGUUUGUUGCCCCCUGAUGUAGGCGAAUUAAUAGCAGCAAAACACACAUCAGGCUGUGUUCUCUUUUGUGUUCACACUCACGGUGAGUAGCACUUUAUUCUCACUGUAAGUAGUUUUUCAUAAUAGGAGUAGCAUUUGGUUACGUACACUCCCAUGUGCCGAGGUAUAUUGAGGUAGCUCUGAUUGAGUACUGCAGUUAUUUAGGAUUCAUGAGACAGGUGUUUGGUACUAGCUGUAAAUGCUCGUUGAAGAUUAUUGCUAUAUCUUACUUUACCUCCUUUUGAUCAGUCUCUGCAGUAUGUUGCUGCAUUUCUUCUCUAUAAUUACCGCUAAGAUAGGUAAGCAGCUAUGUGUACCAUGUAAGAAGUUUAAGCAGAUAAUUGUGAUUGUUAACGUUGAUUGUCGCUCUGGGCCAAGAAAUUCUGACUAGAUAUUGACAUUGCCAAUUUGUAAAAUGUAAGUGCCCUCACACACACACACACACAAUGUAUGAUGCAGGGUAAUUGUUUUUUGUUCUUAGGCUAUCCAGUGUCAGCAGGAAAGUUGUGCAUCCAUCUUAUUGGGGCAUAAUGCGGAUCCCAACGUUGUAGAUAACAACGGCAAUGCUGCUCUUCACUUUGCUGCUCGUAUUCCUUCAAUAUCAAUUGCGUCCCAGCUGCUUGAGCAUGGAGCAGACAUUAAUGCUCCAACUAAGGUGAUUUUUUUUUUUCCCCCAAGUUAUAUGUGAUAGAGAGAUAUAUAUAUAUAUAUAUAUUAUAUAUAUACCUCAUGGAAGGUUAUGAUUUUGCGUGUGUGUCCUUCCUUAUCAAAUUGUACUCUUGCUGUUGUAGGAAGGAUGCACUCCACUUAUGCUCGCAGUCAUUGAAAACAACGAGGAAAUGGUGGAGUUUCUCAUUAAAGAAGGCGCCAACGUAAAUUCCAAGGAUGUAAAUGAAAGGUAAAUUCAGUGCAAUAUCCUGUCAGUCUGGUACAUGACACUAUUUCAGCUCAACAAACCACUUGUAUAAAAAAUGUAUUUCAGUGAAAAAAAGUAAUCAAUUAAAGUUUCAUUAUGCUUAUUAUACAGAUAUUUGCAGAAUUAUUUUAGUGCCUCGAAAUGUGUUUUCAUACAGCCCUUUUUAUGUCAUUUUAUUUUACAUAUUGCAAAAGGUUUACAAAAAUGAAUGCUUGCAGUUUUACCUGGGUCUACAUAGGUCUUAGCAGAUUAUAGUUACAUGCUUCUUUUGCUAAGCUGUUUGAAGGCUAUCCUCUGUCACCAUGAUCUCCCUUCUGUCUCACACUGACCUAUUUUGUUCUUCUCUUACACACAACCUGGUUUUAUAUAAGGAGAUCUAAGCGCUCUGCUUUCAUGGAGUAAUAAGCACUUAUAACUUCAUUCUUCAUUUCUAAGUUCCAUGCAGCUUUUUGAAUUUCUUUUGUAACAUGUGCCCUUCCAUUAACCUUAACACUAUCCGAUCUUAUUGUAUUGUAUUCCUAAAUGCUAUCUAUGUUUAGUCACAUUCCUUCUUUCGCAAUCUGUGUAGUUGUGAGAGAGAGAGAAAUGUGUACACCUUUUGUGGAUGCAAUUUAAAUUGAUGAGGUUACCCAACAUUUAAUCUAGUUAAUUGUACAAAGCGUUGUGCUAUUAAGUCCUAUUUUUGGGCCUCUAUGUUCACACAAAUUUUCCUAGUGUUUUAAUUGGGGCAUCUAUUUUUUUUUUUUUUAUUUUAAUUUUACAAUUUGUAUUGGUUCACCCGAUAAUAUCAACAUAUAACAUGAUGUUUAACACUGACAUCGCUGUCCAUAAACAUGUAUUUAGUAUUGGUGCAGGAGUAUAUUAUAUUGAUCAGAGAAUAUGUAGCUAUCACCUUACAUGAACCAAGAUAUUUUCACUAGACAACAGAAUAUAAGAGAGAAGGAUCAGAAAAUAGAAGCAUAAAGUUGUCCCAAUGGGCAGGAGGAAUAAGCCACUUGGUUGCUUAUUAAUAUGGAGACUCCUUUCAUUUUGGAUUUAGCCUUGGUAUGGUACUGGUGCGGAUAAAGUAGAGGUUUAAGGCAAGGAGGCUGCGUCAGGACAUACCACAUCUAGUGAAGUCUUGUGAAGGUCAUGGUAUAAAUGAUGGCGUUUAACUGUGGUGUUUAGCCACCUGACUUUGUGGCUAAGUAUUUCCAUAAGUGGGUAUGUGGCGAGGUGUUUGCUUAGUGUCCCUACCAAUUGAUCCAGUGACCCGCGACUCGCCCACAUGAGGCUCGCCAGGGGGAACCCCCCAUAGAUAAAUGAGUGUAAAAGAGGGAAGUCGUGUGUCUGUGAUACACUUCACCUUAGUCGCAUCAUUCCCGUCGAUGUUUGUUUGUCCAGAACGUGAGGCAUGUCGCACCCCAAAGCACUCGUUCCCUAUCCAGUGCUGGCCAAGCAGUAUUGGAUACCCCCUCGCUGGCAACAGGAAGGACGAUGGGGGGCUUCUAUUUUUAAUAAAUAUAUACUUGUGUGAGAGUUAAAUUGAUGAAUGGUAAAACUGACCCAGAGGAGGAAGUGUCUUAGGCUCUGGUUUCUUACAAUAAUUGCUGGUGUUUUAUUUGUAGAACACCCCUCAUGUUUGCUGCCAGUAACGGACACAAUGAAUUAGUGAAAAUUCUGCUCCACAAUGAUGCCGAUAUCUCCACACAAGAUGAAAAGGGUUGGACGGCUGAUGAUCAUGCUGUAAUGAAUGGGCACCAUGCGUAAGUUUUGCAUAUUUACCUACACAGGAAAAACUGGAAAAAAAAUGGCUGCCAUUAACCAAUAAAACUGCUUGUCCCAAAUGAAGAUGCAUUGUAGAAUGCCAAGUGUACCAGUGGUGUGCAGGUGGUGGUACCCUCAUCCACUCAUAGCCAACUCCGUGAAGACAUAUAUGACCUCUUAUGGUAUAUAAUUAAACAUGAAUACACACAUUGAAUCAUAGGUAUACAUGUUUAUUCUUGUCUGCCCUAAUGUUUUGUUUUGUGCUUUUUCUUUCCCCCCUAAAUAGUUGUUCACAUUUAAUUAUUGAACAUAGUUCAAGAAAAAAGUCAUCGGACCCGUAUGAAGGUGGUAAGAAAAAGAAAGGAGCGUCGGUGUUCAGCAAUUCCAGUAAAGGAGUGGAAGGUGUAUUCACUUUGGGCAGCCCUGCCACGGACAAGCAAGGUAUGUAUAAAUGCACGGUUCAUUUUGCGUCUCUUUAUUGAAGAAAACACGUCUCUUGUAUGCAUAAUGACUUAAAAUUAAAACUCAUAUUGCAAACUAAGAUGUAUGACAUCAAGAGUGUUAGAUCAAGAAUGUCUAAAAGAAUGUUUUAUUAUCGUGAUUUCAUGUGUCGUUUCCAUGCGUUUCCCCUAUCUGGAUGUAGAAUUACAACAGGCUCCCCAGCAGACCUCAACCGCGAGAGAUUCAGGGAAAGGUAUUCUCCCUAAAAUAUCCAGGCAAUAUGUAACAUAUUAGAUAGAACCAGCUUGCUUUAUUUAGUUUUAUUUGCCUUCAUUAUCCUUUUUCAUUAACUGCAAUUUCACAAUGUUGCCUUUUUAAACAUACUGUUCAAUCUCUUAUUAGUUGGAACCUUUAUAUUAUUGCAAGUUGCUCUGUCACAAAACUUCCAUUAUAUAAAUCUGUGGCUGUUUUUAAAGUGGAUCUGCCACGUUCGGUUUAUUGAAUGGUUCGAUCCCUUUGGGGGAUAUGCUGUGAACUAAAUCAAUCUUGGAGAAGCUAGUUGCCAAAAUGUGUGAUGUUUUUAGGUGUGUUCUGGAGUUUAGAGUAAGUUCCCUGUCAACGCAGGUCUGUGUUGAUUCCAUAAUAUUCUCCUUCUGACCAGAGUCACUGGAAAUUUACUUCGAUCUCAGUACUUUUUUUUUUUUUUUAAAGCUCUGUGUAGUGGUAUUUUGAAGCUUCGCUGAUAGCCUAGAAAGGAUUGUAUGUAGGGCCUUUUCAUUUACUUAUAUAGUCCUUUAAAUUCGCUUUGUCACGUCCCAUCCAAAAAAUAAAUUUAAAAAUUGAUCAUUUUGUAAAGACUGUGUCAUAAUUUUAUUGUAAUUCCAACACAGUUAAUAGAUCUAAGCCAAAGCGUGGACUACCUUGACCUACAUAAUUUUUUCCUCCACUUGACAAAAGGCAGAGCUAACAGUCAAGUUUUGUCCCCCAACCUUCACUAGUGACAACUGUGGGAAAAGGCACGCUCAUCUAUGGAGGCUCCCGCGGUCUUGCAUGAUUCCCCAUAGACAUCAGUGUUGUACUUUUGUGCAUGCGCGAGAGUACAGCAUUGACAGGCUCCUGCCGGAUGAAGCACCAUGAGUUGAAGGAACAAAGAGAAGUAGAUUUCUCCUCCGCCACUCCCCUGGACAGCCAUACACCAAGCAGCGAUGUCAUAAUCGGGGGUCUUUGAAAAAUAUGCAAAUACCCCAGUAGGGAACAGAGCCACUUUAAAUAUUGUGACUCUACUAUUGACGCCUGCCUACCCACCUCAGUGUAUUUUAUAAAUCCCUGUACAAAUGAAUGGAUGGUGGUUUUGUAAGGCGUCUAUUUCAGUUAAUUAACUAAGAAAAUCGUGAGCACCCCACCAUAUUUCUGCUUUUCAGUUCUAUAGAAAGUAUGGUCAUUUCAGUUGCUCUAAAGCUUGGAGAAUUGUUGCAAAUGCAGGAGCUUCAAAUGCAAGUUAUGUUCUAUAAUGCAUUUAAAUAACCCGUCAGAUUCAGCUUGAAGUGUCUUAUUGGGGCUUCCUACCACAGUAAAAUCCAUAGAAUGUUUGUUUUGUGGAGAAUGCAGACGAUUAGAGCAUUAAAUCACAUCCACCCCCAUAUAAAAACCAAGCUUUAUUCUAAUUAGCUACUUAAUGUUUCAGACCAAUGGAAUAAAGCUAUAUUUCAAAUCCCGAUCCAUGAUCGCAGAGGAAGAAUGGCUGUCUGGAGGACAGGGCUAUCAUUGACCAUGCUUUGAUCAAAUGAACAAUGGAAACUACCCAAAGCUGAGAUCAAGCUUUCUAAAUAAAAUGAAACCACUAUUUCUAACUAUAAUAUUGUAUUUAAUGAAACCUCGAAUGUCUUUUCUCAUGCGUAUAGCUGGCUUCUGUUUUUGUUUCUGCUAUUUUAUAUUUACUCUCACAAUUUGAAGUUGUAAUAGUUAUGCUUUAUUUAUGUCGCUUUCUGGUUUGGUUACCGAAGCUUGUUUUGUGUACAUUGUUCAUUUUCAGUGUCUAAACAUUUUAUUUGUAUGCUUUCUAUUUAGUGACUGAUGAUUUUUCUCAAGUGGACUCUGAAAGAAGGUGGGACAUCUGCUGACUGUGCUGUUACUGUAAUUUAUAUGGAUAUUCCAUAUAUCAAGGAAGUGGGAAAUAUUCGACUCUGUACCGAUCUCCCCCAUAUUUUGUCUCCGCAUCUGCCUUCCAGUUAGUUAUGGUCCUGGCUAUUUCUUCUCUGUAUCUCUUGAAUUCUCCCCAUCUUGUCUUUUGUGGCUUUGUGUAUAUAUACUACCCAGGCCUAAAAUGUACUUACCACCUUGAAACCCAUGUGAAUAGCAUUUAUUUUAUGCAUUGCAUGACAUGUCAGUAUUUGUGAAUGCUCGGGUAUAUUUGUUUGGAGUGUCCAUGUGUGUAUAAAUGUAGCACUGUGUAUGUGGAGUUUCAGAUGUUUUGUGGGGAGUGUCAUUGUGUACAUGUCAAUGCACAGUUGUAUAUGCACUCUUUGAAUGUCACUUUUGACCUCUUCCUAUCACCAAUUCCCCAUUCUCUCCUCAUCCUUGUCAAAUCUCCCCAUGCCUUAUCCUCUCUUUUUUACACAUCACCUCUCCCAGUGUCCCCUUCCUCCCCUACAAAUGGCCUCUUUCUACAGUCAAUGUCCCCUUCUCUUUCUAAAUAUCCAAAUGGUAUGCAAAAAAUCAAAUGUCACUUCUCGUUACACUUCAGUUUUUAUUUUCCCAAAUUCUUAUGAUGUCCCGUACUGCUUGCUUACUGAUAUUCUCAUUCCUGGAAUCCAUUGACACAAGGCAGCGAAAGGGAGCAGAACUUCACUAUUUCUAAACAUAGCUACCUUUUGAUUUGCUGUGUAUUCACAUGAAGUAUUAUUACAGAGUGAGGCAAUGUGUGCUGAGUUUGAAAUAGUCAGAUAAUAGUGUGCUGGUCCCGCACUGUUCCCUUCCAUGCUCGGCAUUCGCACUGGUCCCUUACCUUUCAGAGUCUUGUUGGGUUGCCAGGUUAAUUUUAAAACUAAAGUGUUCCAGUUGGCUAAUACUAAAAUUGCUACAUUUUAGACUGUUUUUGGUUAUUGCAAAUCUAGCUGGGAACUUCAUUGUCCCCUCUAUUCUUGGAUUUAUAUCCGGUGGGGGGUGAGGCUGGAAUACCCCACAGUAGAACAUUUGUUAUCCAUUGUUUUUGUAUGUUUUAUAUAGUACUCCAAACAGAAUUAAUGGUGCAAAGUACACCACACGUGUAGACUUGCCAAACUUUUUUGUUUAUUUUGUUGAUAAAUUAAUUUAAACGAUCUAUACAUAUAUUACAAAACUAACACUGAGUAUUGCUGUUACUGUUCCCAGUACCUCACACAGGUCUGCUGCCGCUGAUUCUUGGCCUUCAUCUGAUGAUGAUUUUGAUUUUAGCCCACAGGUAAGUCCUAAAUGCUUUACUACGGAGAUUUCUCAAUUUGAAAGUGAUGCAAGGGUCUGAAUUAUAGCCACUUAUAGUAUACAUGUCAUGAGCCAUACACAACAUUUGUAAACAAUUAAAGUACAUCAAAUGUCAUCUAUUCAUUAUAGGUUUAAUACUUGGUUUUAUAAUUGGGGGAAUGAAGCGCAUCGUAAAGGGUUUACCAUUCCUUUAACAACUGAUUAAACAAUGUUUAUUAUCAAAAAAAUAUGAACAUUGUUUUUAAACAACGUAUAUGAAACUGAAGGGGUUGAAAGAGAGUCUUCUGAGAACUUGCUGUUAAACACAUCAGUGUAUCGUUACCUUUUUCUUGAUUUAUCAUGUCCCAAAGAUCCCUUGGCUUCUAAGACCUUUAACAAGGCUUUGCAAAUUAGUUUUUGUUGGGUGGGGUGGCUUCUUUUAAAUUUGUGAGUAAACCAAGAGACUCUCCUUUUGUGAGUCUCUAAUGGCAUUAUUUAUGUUUUUACUUAUUACAUUUUUAAUGUUUGAGGGAGUUGUUUUUGGUUUUUAGGCAAUACAUUUUGGUGUUUCAUGGUUUGUUUGUUUUUUUUGUUUGUUUGUUCUUUUUUUCUAGAAAGCGCCAAAACCUAAUCUGAAAAAACUAUUCCACACCAAGACAAACGGUUAGCAAUAAUUUUUUUCCCUCCGGCUUGUGCCAUGUUACCAGAAUGUUUGCCUAAAAUGUAUAAUUUUUGUUUUUGUUUGUUUUGAUGUAGUUAACCAAAAAGAUAGUAUUACCUCCGCACAACCCGUAGCCCUCUCUCUGCAAAAUAAAUCCAAUAGUGAAGACGAGUCGUUUCGUGCUAGUGACGAUGAAGAUCCACCCCAGCCUAGACAUUUUCCCCAAGCUAUUUCCUUCCCUCAUCCUGUGCAAUUUACACCUGGCUCCUUUGCAAAGCUUUCCCAGAUGCCUUCUUCCCUCUUUUCUCUUAAUAAGGUAAAAUGUCUGUCAAUGCUUGUGCGUGACUACAUAAUUUAUUGAUCGUGGUUUUUUUGUUUUUGUUUUUUUUGUUUCUGUUUUUAUUUAUUUUUCAAUAAAUUAAGCAGAUGAUGUGUGUGGAGAUAUUAAAAAGGGAGCUUCCAAAUCCCAUUCAUGUUUCAACAAGCCUGAUCAACAAGCCUGUUCGAAUACAAAGCCCACCUCAAAUGUCAAAGAUGCUGAUCCUUGCUCUGUCAGUCAAAGGGAGAAUAAGGAUGAUGGUGGUGAUCAGGCGAGUGAUCACGAUGAGGAGGAUAAUGUUGGUCAAGAUGUAUCUGAAAAUGUUGAAGAAAGUCAAGAUGAGGACAAUGCAUCUGAAAAUGAAGCAGGUUUGUCUGAUGAGGAGGAAGAAGGUGGUAUAUCUGGUGAAGAUGAAGAAGGUGGUAUGUCUGGUGAAGAUGAGGAAGACGGAUCUGGUGAAGACGAAGAAGGUGGUAUGUCUUGUGAAGAUGUAGCACAAGUAUCUUCAAGUGAAGAAGGUAUAGAACAAGUGUCUUCAAAUGAAGAAGAUAAAUAUAGAAAGUAUGUGAAAUGUGAAGAUGAAAUGGAAAAUGGUGAAUCUGAUAAUGACAAUGGACAAAAAACUGAAGACUUUGUUCUUCAAGGAAAAGCAGGCAGUGAAAAAGAGCAGGAUAAGUUAGACAGUGCAUGUGUUGCUUCAGAGAGCAUUAAGCACAAUGAGGAUAAUAACAAGUCUGUAUGUUUUACAGAUGACAUUCAGGGAAACCUGUCUCACCCUUUCCAAGAUACAAAAGCUAUUUCAGACUGCAGUGAUGUUCCCGUUUCACUAAUAAUAGGAUUUUAUGAGAUUCCUGAUGAAAAUACAGUGGAUGGUGUGGAAAGCGAUGUAACUUCAUUAACAUCUAAUUUAAAAUCUCAGGGUCAAUCAAGAGAUCACAGAGAAAUGAACAAACAAACUCUUCAAAACUCUAAACAAAAGACCAGCCUCAUGUGUCGCACUACAAGCGAGACUAUAGAACUUGACAGUAAUUCACCAGACAAACCAUUCAGUAAGACCCAAAAUAACAAGUCUGUUAAAAAUGGUCAGGUAGAGUCAAGUUUGAAAGGUGAAGAUGCUACAAGUUUGCAAAGUGCACAUUCUUGGGGUGUAAGCAGUAAACCAGUAAGUAUUGGAAGAAUACACAUUUUUGUUUAGGUAUUCCCUGAAUGCAAAACUAUCAUUGAUUUGACUAUAAAAUUUAUAUUUGAUUAAGAGUAAUACCAACUACCUUUAGCUCUAUGUAGAAAGUCCUGUCUUACCUUUAUAGUUAUAUUCCUUGUUGGUUGUAGUGUUUUUUGUUUGUUUUUGUUUUUUUUGUUUUGUUUUUUUUUUAUCUGACCCAUAUGGAGGUUUUUUGUUUUUUUUUACUAAUGUGAGAAUUAAAGGGGAAUUCAAUGUGAAUUUAAAAUUGAAGGCCAGAGUAGUUGAAUAAAAAGCAAAGACUAUUUAAAAAAAAAAAAAAACAUUUUUAUUUUAUUUUUUAUUUUUAUUUUUUUACCUUAAGUUAGAAAUUGACUUUAAAUUCACCUUGAAUUUUUAUUUUAGUAAAUAAUCCUGAUAAUGUGAUGUGGUGAUACAAUUUACGUUAAAUAACUAUGUAGCUUAAAGAUGAGAAAGAAACACAUGUCACUGAAAGAGGGACAUUUUAUAGAAGCGUAAUCCUAGGUAAUAGAUUAAAACAUUAUUUUUCUUUGAAGGAUAAAAGUAAAAAAACAUAUUCACAGAGCCAUGAUGGUACAAUUUACAUUAAAUCACUAUGCAUGCUGAAGGCUUAAUAAAGUUAAAGGGACAUUUUAAUAGCUAUGCAACAAAUGUUUGUUUAUUUAUUACUGGCAUUUGUAAAGCACCAACAUAUUCCGCAGCGCUGUACAAUUGGGAAAGACAACACUCUAAGAACAGACCGAUACAACAGGUAGAGGGCCCUGCCAAUGAACUUACAAUCUAAAGGUUAAACUGGGGAGAUGAGACAAGAGGUAGAAGAGGGAAAUGUAUUACUCCUAAUGAUUACCAAGUUUUGAUAAAACAUUUUUUGCAGUAUUUCCUUAGAUCUAAGUCAUAGUGAAUGUACUAAUCAUAAUUUCUAGGAGUUUCUUAUUAGGUCCCUUUACCAGCUUACCUUAAUGCAGUAUGCAUGCAACCAUGACAACAUAGCCAUUUAUGCACAGUCCCAGCUGCAGUGACGCAAUAUUGCAUCAUGCAGAGCACUUUGCCAGUGGCAGCGUGCAGUUACUUGAAGAAACAUGUACUAUCCUCUGCUGAAUGUAAGUCUCUAAGAAUUUUGGGGAAAUAAAAAAUUAUUGAAUUCCCAGGAAAUACACAAAAUUAGGCCAUUCUUUCAGGGCUGAUGUUUUAAAAGACCAAGUUGGCCAAAAUUGUAAAUGCAUUAAAUUGUUGUGUUAGAGGCAAACACGAGCUAUAUAGGUUGGAACAGUUGAGGGAUACAUAACUAAUUUAGGGUCAAUAACCGUUCUGUAAUAGAAAUACUUUAUUAAGUAUUAAGUCUGUCAUUUCUGUUUGUAGGAUGAUCCAUCUGAUGAUGAGAGUGAUGAUAAAGAAUGUAGUGAGUUUGAAGACCAUAUAGAAGGAGCUGCAGUUAAAGCAGACCUGCCCAGCUCCCUUACAGAAGAGAAAUUACAAGGUGCUGCAGAUCCUGUUGGUAGAAAAGGUUUGUGUAACCAUGUGUGUCAAGCAAAUUACAGACAACUAUGAUUUAAUGUAGGGGUUCUAGGGUGUGUAGCCUGUCCCUGCCGGCUCAGCAGAGUAAAUGUUGCCUGUUCUGCUGCCUAUGGCGAUCUUAGUGUCUGUUAUUCCGACAGCCACUAGAGGGACUUCCUGGAUUAGAUCCUGCAAACAUUGCAGCACCAAUGUUCAUCAUCUCUGUUUUACAUGGAUUUACUGAAUGGAUGUUGAACGCUUCCCAUAGAAUUGCAUUGAGUUAAUGCACCUUGAUGACAGGAUGCUGAUUGGUGCAGUGCAACGAUUUGCUGUGCAUGCGCACUAGCCUAUAUUAAGGUCUCCAUUUGCGCUACUUCUUACCCAACGUCACUGGUCAUAUCAUCAUGUAUUUUAAAGUAACUGUUUCUAGUGCAUUGUGAUUUUUAUUUUUUUAUUCCUUCAGUAACACUAAUGUCUGAACUGGGACUAGAAGAGGAUGAUGUGGAAUCUCCUUGGGAUUCGGAGGUAGGAAUUUAUUAAAUACAAGCAGCAAACUGUUUGUUCUAUGAGCACUGUUCCGUUUAUGUUAUGUUAAUAUCAUGUUAUCCAUUUACAAUACAGCUAUUUGCCACUAUUUAGGUGCUUAAUUUAUUGUAACAUUGUGAUAGUUUAAUUGGGAUAAAUGUAUAGUAAGUGCUUUAGAAGUGCUUUAAAAUUUUUAAUUAAGAAAUUUGAUUGUCUUUCUUCUGAUGAUGACCACAGAUACAUAUUUAUUAUACAAAAGGAUAUUCGGCAUUCCCCAACUGGAAGAAUGGAGCUCUUCCAAAACGUUGUGCCUCCUCUUCUUCCUCCUGAGUUUCUUUUCCUACAUCCUGCCUAGUAGAACAUAACUGAAUCUCUACAUGUGCAAGGCAGCAGUUUGUAGUUAUUAAUUUUUAUUUAUUUAUUUUUGUUUUGUUUUUGUUUUUUGGGAGGAAGAAAUUAAAUAUAAAAAACUAACAAACAUGCAGCCUGUCUACACAUCCUCUCUUAUAGUCAUGAUCUUGUGCAGGUCAGGGAUGAGACUGAAACUGGGGUUAACUUCAGGGUCUUUAUUUUUUUAAAGCAGGAAUUUAGGGUUGUUCAGGCUUGUAUAGUGCAGGUUAUGGAGCCAAUAAGGUAAGUCCACAUGUUAUAACACAGGAACCAGGAUUUGAAGUCUUUCAGGCAAUCCGGUGAGUUGGGUGUAACCUUUUAUAGGAUCUGAAUUAGUUCAGGCAGGUGAGGAUGAGAUGGAAAUCUCUGUGCUAGUGGUUUAGUGAGGCCACUAGUGGCAAAUAAAAUCAGUGCAGGAACUUGGUUUUUAAAGGAACAGAAUAAACCGAAAAAGUCUUGUCAGGAUAUGAUCCUUACACUUCCAAAACCAGUGACUGAGUGGAAAUCUGGUCAGCUGACCCUUUCCUUAAUCUUUUAUUCAGAUAAUUGACUUGCUGUUGCUCACAUCUUACACUAUGUUUGUGAGUGUCCUAAAGCAAGGUUUACUCCAGGCCAAUCAGCUGUUAAAGUUGAAGAUCCCAAGUAUCACCACGUGUUGGACCAACUGAAAAAUGCAUAUUUGUAAGGGUUACAUUUCCAGUGCCUCUGUGACUAUUAAUUCUCCCUACAAACCGCCCAAAUCUCACAUUUCUUCCAUUCUUAAUAAUGUAAUGCCUCUUUGUGAUCAUUAGGAUAAUUUGUAUGUAGAUGGAUGCAAUUGGUUGUGAACUUUGUCUUUCUUAUUUGAUUGUAUUAUUUUUGUAGGCCUCUUUGGAUAGCCCCAGGAAACAGUCUAGUAACAAGUUAGCUCACACGUCAAAUGAAGGUACGUUUGUAUUGUAAAAUGCAAGGAUUUUUCUUAAUGUGAAUGUAUGUUUUAUAAAUUGCAGUCUCACUAACUUUAAAUUCCACUUUAGAACAUGAGCAGGAUUUUAGAAUCCCUACGUGAAAUUAUACCUUACCUGACAUCCACCAUUUUAUUCCCUUUCUAAAUUGUUUUGUUAAAAGAUAAAAUUAAAAAAACAGGGCUCUCCUGGCACCUACAGCCAGGUUGGACCUUCGUCUUUUCUUCAUGACCAGGCAAAAAAAAAAGCCUUGUAUGGCAUCUGAUCAAAAUAUCCGGAAUAUACUGGCCAUUAAAUCUUGAUUCAGGAAGGUUUAGGUCAUAUUUCUGUAGCACGUCCACGUGGAGAUUCCAAACUAACUCUGUCUACCAUAGUAAAAACAUUAUUAUACAGGUACAAUGAGCUGUUUCUCAGAGUGAGAGACAAUGGAUGUAACUUGACAAAACUCAAAAGAACAGGAUCAGGACAGGCAAAGUAUGGAAAUUAGAUAACCCUGCACUGCCAUAUGUAGAAAAUGCGGAGUGCAUGUGCAUCCUCUGCUUUAUUCGCUACAAUAAACACCGACAAAGAGGAUACAUAGUGAAGGAAGGAGGAACUGCUACUUUUUGGGAAGUAAAAUUGCCUCUAAUGUGCUGUUAUUCCUUUUCCCAACCCGUAAUCCAACCUCCCUAUUAUUUAUUUGUUUUGUAUAGUGGAAACUGCUCAGUAAAUUAGUUUUUGUAUAUUUCUCGCAUUGUGUUUUUUUUUUUUGGCUUUUAGAAAAAGCGCUUACACCAAGUUGAUUAUUUAGUUAAGACGGUUUGUUUUUGAUUUGAGGCUUGGUUUUGACUUUCUUCAUUGUUCUACAUCCAUGGGUGUAAGUGUGAUGUCUGUGUUUUUGUGAUAGUGUUUAUUCCUUUACUAAAUUUGAUAUGUGACAUUUAUUGCAUCAUGUUUGAAGUGUGUGUUUUGAUUCCUUCACUAGAUCUGUAUUACAGCCCUUCUUUUCUAAGUCCAUCAAGGAACUGUAAGAUGCCAACUCAUGGCGUAUGGCAGUCUUUUGGCCAAAGUGGUAUGGACGUGUCCUCACAAACCCACUGCAAUAACCAUACUGACCAGCCUGGCCGCAAUAACUCGCUCUCUAUUUCUGCCAUACUAAUUAAUUAGCUCUGUUCACUCUCUUUAUUUGCUAUGGAGCUCCGCUUACCUGAGAAAAAAUAUUGUGGCCUUGCAUGCAUGUUGGGUUUUCUUAUAAACUAAAAUAACUUAAAAUAUUGUUUUAUUUUUGUUCCCGGCUUAAAUUCAGAGUUGUCCAAGAAGAGUGCAGAUGUGGAAAUAAACAAGGUAUUACUAAUUUAUUCUCAUUGACCCAGCAAAAUAAAUCUGAAUUCUCUUAUUAAUUACUUUGUAUUUUGGUUUUAAACAGCAGCAGACCGUUAGCAAUAUUUUACCCGCAAAGGAUGUCUCUCCAAAGUACCCGUAUGUUAAAGCAAGUGAAAGUAAUGUCAAGUCAGGUAAAUUUUUAAUAAUUAUUUUGCAAAUGAUUACUUGUCUACUACACCUUUAUACACUUUCCUAAUUAAGCUUUGUGCAAUUUUGUUUAUAUAUUUAUUAUUAUUUUUUAGAUUUAAUGGCAGACUUGGGGCUAGAUGAUGCUGAUGAUAUAGAAGGUAGUGUUGUCUGUUUUGUGUUUUUGUUUUUUUUGAUUGUUUAAUUCACAUUGUAUGUGUGUGUCUAAUCCAGUAAGGAAAAUAAAAAUCCAUAUACAGAGAAAUCAUUGCGUGAGAAUGUGAGCGAAACCAUUUUGUUUGCAUCAGACUCUUUUUAAUAAACAUACACAUAUUUCAAGUCCCUUAUAGAAAGGCUAUAGUUGGCCACAAUGUGGGAAUCUGAGCAUUCAAUCCAGACUUUCUCCUUUCGUUUCCUGCCUCCGAAUCUUUAUUUGUGUCUAAACUGUAUAUAUUUUGUACUCUGAUUUUGUGUAGUGUUUGUAGUAACGUUUACCAGGUCUAGUAUUUUUUUUUUUUUUUUUGUAUGAUGGAUUAUUUUAUUGAUAUACCCAUGUCUUUUAGAUGUAAUGUAAUAGCUAGUCAUAAAUGUCAAGAAAACUAAAUGUAAUACCACUUCCAUUUUAUAAUACUUUGUGAUAAGAUAACCAAAUCAAUUCAUAUGUAAAAACUUAAAUGAUUUAUCUGAGCCAUUGAUAUUGGAAGUCGAUGGAUCAAAUUUACAGUAGUGCUUACCCCAAAAAUAUACCAAUAUCUGCAGCAAGUAUUCAGAUAUGAUACAGUUAUGUCAACAGAGAAAUUUAAAUUCCCUUGCAAUGGGACAAUUGGCAUAAUUUACUCUAUAUAUUAUUGAUAGAAUAAUUUCAGUUAAAUUGAACUAUUUCUAGUAGUAUAUCACAGUCCUAUACUGAUUAUGAUGGGAGACCUGCUUUCCUUAAAGCAUAACGUGGUGCACUUGUGCUUAAUAAAGUAAAUCCGUUAUACUUUUCUGUGUACAGCCGGUGAGCACAUUUUAAUAUAUCUAUAUAUAUUUUUAUUUAAUUAGUGCAAGUUAGAAUCAUUUGUUUAUUAGGUUUGCCUGCAUUGAUGGCUGGUGGUUUAAUGAGCAGGGCAGUAUGCAGCUAUCAGCAAAGCCACGGUCCGCAACUAGUCUUUUGUGGGAGCAGAAAGAAACUUUGUCCAAGUUUGUAUGCAGUGUGCAGAUGCUGAGAUGCAGGAUUGGAGUUGCAGACAUUUAUUUACCUUGUUAUUCCAAUUCAUUGGAUUAAUCUUAUAGUCUUUAUUGAAAUUGCAUUGACAGUUACAAUGUAUUACAUAUAUUCAAUUAGGUUUAUUAGAAGUGUAGAUAUAUUUAAAUGAAGAUAUGUAGAUUUUAAAGGAACACUUUAGGGUCAGGAAUACAUAGUGUUAAAACCACCAUCUAGCCCCCCUGGUCCCCUCAUGCCUCCAUAAAUAUAGCAAAAUCGUACAUGUAUUCAAGCCUGAAGCUGUAGUUUUGCAUGCUGUUUGCCUCAGAAAAACAAGCAGUCUGCUGACACCAUCAGAAAUGGUGGCCUGAUCCAAUCACAAUGCUUCUCCAUAGGAUUGGCUGAGACUGACAAGGAGGCAGAUCAGGGGCAGAGCCAGCUCCAAUUCAAACACAGCAUUGGCCAAUCAGCAUCUUCUCAAUUUAAUCAAUGUAUCUCUAUGAGGAAAGUUCAGUGUCUGCAUGCAGUGGGAGGAUAUACUGAAUGUUUGGAUGCAUUUUAGGCAGCCAUGACCCAGAAAGGAUCUCUAACAGCCAUCUGAGGAGUGGCCAGUGAAGUUAUCACUAGGCUGUAAUGUAAACACUGCAUUUUCUCUGAAAAGACCGUGUUUACAGCAAAAAGCCUGAAGGUAAUGAUUCUACUUACCAGAACAAAUUCAAUAAGCUGUAGUUGUUCUGGUGACUAUAGUGCCCCUUUAAAGUAAUAAACGUGCAUAUGCACUUUCUGCCACAAGGUGGGAGUGUUGGGUCUUUUGCAGAAUUUAAUAUACUUUCGGAUAGAUUUUCAAAUUCUACUGGUCCUAGCAGCCCAAGGUAUCAUUGAACUGUAGAAAAUGUCAAACGGUUCUUGAGAUAUAUCACCUUUCUGUCUUGCUAAUUAAUUUAUGUUUAUAGAAAAUUUAAAACACAGCCUGAUGGUUGGUUCUAACUUUAUCAAGUAAUUAAAACUCAUUUAGACAAGCAUUUAUUGACUCCACAUUAGAAAUCCUAUAAAGUAACACUCUAAUAAAAAAAUGUUUUUAAAAAAACAAAACACUUUUUUUUUUUUUUUUCUUCUUAUUUUAAUCAGAUUUGUUUCUUUUUCUAAGUUUGGAAUACUUAUUCAAAAAAAGUAAACCCUCCAAGCAAAAUAAGCUCACAGGCCACUGUAGUCACUAAUUGUUUGACUACUUUCCCUGGUAGGGCACUCUUGGUACCAUAACCACUAUAGGUGCUUUGAAUUUUCCUUAUAAUAAUUCAAAUCCCUAUAAAACGUGCCUUUACUCCAGUGCUGGGAUUGUCUGCUCUUAGCAGCUUGGGCUGAUGGAGAACCUCAUAGCACGUGGAAGAUGUGUGGCAGUCACUGCACUCCACCAGUUCAGUGCUUUUCAUAGAGAAGCAUUGAGUCCAUUGCUUUUAUAUGAAGAUGAAUGAACUGCGCACGUUGUCAUGCUUUACAUGAAGGCUGUAAGAAAGACUCAACUCUAGACAAAAUUUUUACUAAUUGCAAACAUUGCCCUAGAAAAAAAACCAGCAGGUAUACAUCACAACCACCAAAUUAACAUGUAGUGGUUUUGGUACUUAGUGUGCCUUUUAAUUGAACUGUGUAACUAUAUAUCUAUAACGGCACUUCUCAGCGGAGAAAGAAAAGUCCAGAAGUCCAAUGAUACCAGAAUGGACUGUAAAAUAUCAUCACAAACUAACUCUCCGAUGCUGAGAUUUGAUUACACAGUAUAUAGCUAUAUCUGUGAAAACAGGUUCAGAGUCAUUAGCUGUGUAUAUCUUUAAAGCCAUUAUUAGAUGGCACAGGGAGUACAUUGUAACCAGCAGGUUUCUGACAUACAAGUUGAGUUUGCCUAAUAACAGAGUGUUUUAUAACAGGGUGAGAUUAACUUCCAGAAUCCCCUUUUAAGUGGUUAUAUUUAAUCAGCAGUGUCCGAAUUACAGAAUGAAAUACUCUGUAUCCAUGUACCACGUUAUAUAACGCAGUAUAGUGAACCGUACUGAGCACAUCAUUCACAGUAAUUUGAAGGAUGGAGUGAACCCCUAAUCUUAUAACAUUAAAUAAUGUAUUAAAAAUAUGCAUCCGUAGUGACUUCUGCUCAUGUCAGAUAGUGUCCCGAUGCUCCCAUUCUUUUUAUUUUGAAACUAGGGGUUAAGGGAAUAGUAAGAACUAUAAGGAUAUGGAAUUCUAUGCCUGAAGAGGUGGUUUUAUCAGAUUCCAUACAGAUGUUUAAACAGCAAUUAGAUAAAUACUUGUAAAAGCAUAACAUACAGGGAUAUAAUUUCUAGUUAGUGGGGUAAUGGCUUCUUGAUCCAAGGAGAUAUCUGACUGCCAUUUUGGGGUCAAAAAGGAAUUUUUUUUUCCUAGUUUGUUGCAAAAUUGGAAGUGCUUCAGACUGGGUUUUUUGCCUUCUUUUGGAUCAACAGCAAAAACAUAUGUGAGGAAGGCUGAACUUGAUGGAGGCAAGUCUCUUUUCAGCUAUGUAACUAUAUGUAGUUAAGUACUUUGCUGCAAUUCCUGCCAACUGAUAAGUUUAUUUUAAUCUAAAAGUUAUAGUAUAUAUUUCCAUAUCUCAAUUUGCAUGAAGUUUCAUUUUUGCUCAUCACCUUCAUAUAUCAUUGUAGGUUACUGUAAUAAAGAAUGUUGCUGACUUGGGAGAUCAUUUAAUGUUAAUAAGAUUCAUAUUGUUACCUUUAGAUGUAUCUGACUGGGAUUCAACCAGCCAUUCCCCAAAAUACACCACUACUACUACACACAAGACUGAAAGGCUGACGGAAGACCUCCCUCUAGAGGCUAAACCUAGAACUACGGCACCAGAGCCCAUGACUGUGGACCUGUCUUCUAGUUUGCCUCCUGUACCACAAGAAGAAGAGGAUGAUGAUGAUGAUGAUGAUGAUUUUGAUGAAAAGCACGUCCAGUCUGUCUUGAAAGAAAAUGUACUAAACUCCUCCAAGAGGGAUUUUGAACAAAUGGGAAAAAACAAUGGCAAGUUCUACUUUUUCCAUAGUUUGUGCUGCUAGUCCUCUUUUAAAACUUAUCAUAAAUUCAAUGAUAUCAUUUUUGAACUGUAUGGUAAUAGCUUCUUGAUCCAAUGAUAAAUCUGACUGCCAUUCUGGAGUUAACAAGGAUUUUUCCCCCACUAGUUUGUUGCAAAAUUGGAAGUGCUUCAAACUGUUUUUUGUGUUUUGUUUUUUGUUGCCUUCUUUUGGAUCAACAGCAAAAAACGCGUGAGGAAGGCUGAAUUUGAUGGGCACAUGUCUCUUUUCAUACCAGAUUCAGUGGAGCGCUUAAAUAUGUGAAUAAAACUUAAUAGUACACCUACUGCAAACAAGGAAUGAAUAUAUAUAUAUAUAUAUAUAUAUAAUAUAUAUAUAUAUAUAUAAAAUAUAUAAAAUAUAUACACACCAUAUUUUUUUUUACAUAUCCUUGAACAUCCAAUGUUGUGUAUACCUUUAAGAAAAAUACAAAAAAAAACAGAAAUAGUGCAGUACCCUUAUGUACAUAUGUGUGAUAUACACAUAAAUUGGAACACUCACAUAUUCCAGAGCUAUAACCUAGCUCUGGGAGUUAUUUUCCUGUAGGUCAGUUUAGGCGACCUGCCCCCUUUUCUUUAUGGAGAGUAGUUUAGGAGUUUUCUUGUGUAUUCAGCAAUAGUAUGCAGUAUCUCAAGGAAAGAUAGUGUGAUACCGUUUGUAACAAAUAUUUUCGUAUAAAUAGGUACUAGGCUCACAAGCCUGGAGCCUAGUAAUUGGCUCAGUUGAACAGCAGAGUAUGGUUAGGGACCAUACACCCCUUGGUUGUAGAAUGCAGGAACAUUGAUGGUAAAAUAAAAUAUAAACCUUAAAAAGUAUAUACUUUAUUAGAACUUACAAUUAAAAUAUCAAAUAAUAAUAUAAAUAGUUCCAGAAUGGCUUCUUCAAUCUGGUGCAGUAAAACAUGUUUCUUUUCAGCCUAUGUAACUAUCUUUAUAAAUGGUUCUAGAUUUUAAAUGUUCCCAUGAUAAUAAGCAUGUUGACAAAAAAAAAAAAUCUAAAUUAUUCUGUAAUGUCCAUUCAUAUCUAACGGUUAGCCCACUGUUUUUAUUCUGGUAUAAAGCAAAUCCGCUUUUUUCUGUAAAAAAUAAAUAAAAAAAAAUUGGUGAAAUAAAUCAUUGUAAUUGGAUAGCUGUAUUGAGAGUGAGGGUGUGGAAUUGUGAUCAAUAUAUGAAGAGAGUUGGAAUAACACAAAUUCGAGUUGAAGACAAAGUUCAGAGAUAGAACAAAGAGGAACAAAGAAAGCUAUGAGAUAAGGUAGAAGAAUAACAAAAGGGGAUAGAAUCCCUGGACUUCAGUGAUAAAAAAUAAAAACUCGCUCGCUAGUGUAAGGAUUGGUCAGUCCAGAUCGGGGUAAAGAUCAAGAAAGGAAACCUAAACAGGGGUUGCAUGAUAUUUAUCCUGUCCAUUUCUAUUUUUCAAAAUAGAUUUUAGAAAUGCAGUGACUAUUAAUUUUGUUUUAUUUACAGACUCUUUAAAGAAAGCAGUGCUAACCCAAGUAAAUCACAGUGCAGUGGUAAGUGUUAUUGAAGUUCUAAUUUUCAAAGUAUGAAUUGUUUCAAACAAAUCAAAAACGUGACAUCUAAGUAUUCUGAGAACCAGUCAUUUAUAUUGGUAACGUGUUAUGGGUUAUCAAUUAAAAACUACAUCAUUCAUUCAUCAAUGAGUUAAUCAAGACUCAUAUCAAUAUUUUUCAUAACUGCAAACACAACAAAUUAGUUUUUUCUUAAAGGAUCACUAUAGGCACCCAGACCACGUCAGCUCAAUGAAGUGGUCUAGGUGCCGGGUCCGUCUAGGGUUAACCCUGCAGCUGUAAACCUAGCAGUUUCAAAGAAACUGCUAUGUUUACAUUAGAGUUAAUCCAGCCUCUCAUUGACAGCCGCUAGAGGCGCUUCUCACUGUGAAAAUCACAGUGAGAAGACGCUGACGUCCAUAGAAAAGCAUUCAGAAAUGCUUUCCUAUGGACUGAUUGAAUGCGCACGUGGCUCUUCCUGCGCAUUCAGCGCUGACGUCAAAAGAGGAAGGAGAGUUCCCCAGCGCCGAGGGAGCCCAGCGCUGUAGAAAAGUAAGUGUUUAACCCCUUCAGCGUGGCAGGAGGGGGGCCAUGGGGGUGGGGGGGCCCUAAAGAACCUAGAGUGCCAGGAAAAUGAGUUUGUUUUCCUGGCACUAUAGUGGUCCUUUAACUUGAAAUGGUGUAUCCUAGCUGCCAUGGAUCUUGCUUAGGGUAAUUUUCUUGUCGUCUGGUUAUACAUGUAUUUUUUUACUUGUUAUGUCUGUUAUAUUACCAGCUUUUAUAUAAUUUAAUUUGCAGACAUAACAAAAAGAAAACGUACAUGACGAAUUGUGAACAUCCGUUUUUAAAUUGUUUACUCAAACAAGCCACUGCAAAUUAACUUCCCAUGAGUUGGGAAGGUAUAGGAUCAAUCAUAGAAAGGCAGAUUUCACAUGUAAUUUCAUACAUAAAAGGUUACAUUUUGAUUGAAGAGGUGGAGUGGCAAAUUGUAUUUUGGGCUAAUUGACUAGAUGGAGAGUUGUUGAUCACUUCCUUCAAAUAAGUUGCAAACUCUUCAAUUUAGAUUGUGAUCAAGUUGAACAAAAACAUGCAUUCCGUUUUAUUAGGUGUAACUUGUUCAUUGUCUGAUUUGUUUUGUCUGUGUAUAUGGAGGUUGAGGACAUGUUAAAGGUAGCCAACUUGACAGUCGGCAAUGAAGUCAGCAGUCAUGUUCAAAACAAAGUGACUUCACAGCAGCCAUUUGAACCAAAGGUGGUGCAAAGUGUCGAAUACAAUCUGGAGUCGUCGUCGUCGUCGUCGUCGUCCGACUCAGAGCAGCCAUGGGAGGAGAGAUAUGAAAAACUGUGGGUUGACCGUGAGAAGAAGGAAGUGAAAACGCAUUUCAAAGAGGUAGCAGCAGAACUGAAGCACAAGUUUGGAGAAAUUACUGAAACUAAGAAAAAAGAGACCAUCUCAAUUUCUGAUAAUCCAAACAAUAGCAAAAAUGAAAUGCACAAUAUGGAUAUAGAAAAUACUGCUACGUUAAGUUCAUCACAAGAAAAUGUGUUCCUAGAAAAAGAUAAUGCAUUACUGGCAAUGGCAAAAUUACAACCACGGAUGGACCUUAUCCAGUCUAACAGCCAAACUCCCGACUCAACAAAUGACCAAGUGGGUGAAGACUUUCAAAGCAGUGACUCUAUUCUUUUGGGUACAGAUGCAGAAAAAAAUCCUCUGGAAAUUAAGCUGAACUGUGAUCACUUUCCUGGAACAGAUAAAACAGGUGGUGCUAAACAUUCUGAAAAAAAAGAAAACAACCUCUUUUUCACAAAUAAAAACUGUGACUUUAAGCUUGACGUUUCUAGCGUGCAGAUAAAGAAAUAUUUGCAGGAGUCAUUUCCGUCCACUACUGAAGAAAGAGAGAAUAAUAUAUUGGAGUUUAAUACUGAAAAUAAAGGUUGUAGACUUUUACAGUCUUUAAAACCUGGAUCAACCGAGAAGAAAACAAGUGUAACCCAAACACACGUGAAUUUGCAUUGCCCGCAACAAAGUGAGCUUGAUAGUAACCAACCUGUACAAGUGCCACUUGAGAACCCAAGGGCGUCACAGUCAUUCUCUGAAGUUCACCGAAAGCCUCUGGAUAAACAAUUGGAGCAAGAUAUGCAAAGAUUUAAGAAUGAGGUAGGAAUGCUACAAUCAGUAUUCCUGAAUCUGGUGAAAGGGAAUGGACCACUUCAGAGAGAGGUAGACGCUUGUCUAAUGGAAACUCCCAUUUCUCUGAUUUCUUUCCAUAUGAAUGUUCAUUUUUACUAGUCUGUAAAAAUGAGUCUCUCCUGUACUGUAAAGGUUUGUACCCAAAUCAUUCACUAAGAGCUUGGCAAGCAUUGGGGGAAAAGUCUGUCUGAAUUGUCUUCUCCUCACGAAACCUGCUACUUGGACGAUGGUGUGUUUCCAUCUUUGUGUUUCGUUCAUCUUUCAUCAAAGCUCAAACUGUACCUGGAUUAUCAUUUGGGGGACUUUCAUUCUGCUGUGGUGUGUGCUUACUCUCUCGUCUUGUAUUUGCAAUCUCUCAAGGCCACAAUCUGCCCAUGAAUCACAACUAUAUCUUAAUUCUUCUCAUUUCUUAUGAGUUUCCAUUUUUUUGAUGUUUAAUCAUUUUCAAUAAUUGUGUAAGCAUCAUACAAAUUCAUAUGUUUUUGUGUUUCCCAUUACAUGUUUUGUAUGCUGUGUUUUGUAUUUUCUUUGUUUUACUAAGCUUGCAUUGUGUAUGCUGUGUUUUGUAUUUUCUUUGUUUUACGAAGCUUGCAUUGUCUGUGCGGUGUAUAUGUUUUUUUGUUUUGUUUAUAUAUAGUUCCUGGCUAAUGUACUAACCAACAGCAUAUUGAUUGACCAAUAGGCAAUUUACCCUGUGUUUUGCUUUGUUAGGUUUAUCAGAAAGAAAAUGAAAAACCUCAAAGUGUGCAAAUGAAACCAGAAGGUGACGAUGUGUGUGACAGUGGCAAGGAUGUGCUAAAGACACCUGUUACUUCUGAUCUACAAGAUAAAACUAAGCAAAUGGCAAGACAGAGUCAAUUCAAAGGGUAAGGCAAAUAUGUCUUGUAUGAAAGUGACAAAUACAGCUAGGUAUAAAUGACCUGGCAUUUCAUAAGUUUAUAUUGAGUAGUUGUUUUUUCCAGCUCUACAGUCCUAUCUUAUUGUUUCUGUAAUAAAUAACUUUUUUUUUAUAUUUACACAACUCUAGCUGUAAUGCAUUUUUGAGAUUCUGACAGCAGUGUUCACAAAUCUGCUACUGUUCCUGCUAUCAAAAUAAGUAAUUCCCUGGGAGGUGUAUGAGGGAGGUGUGUGGAGGAUGGGAAAAGAGGUGUUCUUUUGUGAGCACCAUUGUCUUCACAAAAUCCAUGGAAGCUACUGCGGUCUGUCUGAAUAGAGGUUGUACCGGUUAUAUCAUAUUUAAAUGGAUUGUCACAGUAAAUUCUGUUGGAUCACUUCGUCUACAAAUCAUAGCUACAAAUCGAGAAAUAAUUCUGGAUUACCAUCCAUGAAGCUAUUUGUACAUUGUGAAAAGACAAGGUCAAGUAAAGUUGACCAAAUAGAGGGCAGAUGAGGACAGCAAUGACAGUAAUUUGCCAAACAGCUUCUGGAAUAAUGUUCCCCAGGAGAAGAAAGUAAGCGCUAAUUAACAAAUGGGCAGCAACCCUAAAAAGGGGUUCCCCUCAAAACCCUUUUAAAAUACAGAAAAAGUGAUAAGAAAAAAGACAUAAGGGCUGCGCUAAAAUCCUAUAGCAAGCGAUAAUAUAAUAUGUAUAAAAAACACAAAUAUAAAAUAAGUCCAAAUUUAAGUAAGAGUCCAAAUGGAUGGAUCUUACUCUGAUCAGAUAAUAAGUAAAAUGCUUGAUCGGAGUAAUAUCCUCACUUUCUUUAUCCGGGCAGAUCUACUCAUAUGAAAGACAAGAUUAAGAGGAACCAAUAGUGUAAUAUGUACAAUCCAAUAUAUUCGUUAUACGGAAGAGAUGGUAAUAAACUCACAUUUGUUAGAGCUAUAGAUAGCUCUAGUGUGAAGGGCGCACAGCGGUACAAUCCCCGCUUAUGCAAUAUGCAGUGAGCUGCUUCCGUCAAGGGUUUGUUCAACAAUCAAGAGAAGGGUACAAAGAGACAACUAAUAGCGCUCACUGAAUUAAACAACAGUAAUAAGAUAAAUAAAAUAGUACUCACAAGCGAAGAGCAGGCUACCUGCUCUUUGAUGACAGCGUUGCUUGUAUGAUCCCCCACCUACGAUUUCUUGGAGUGCAGGAUAUUAAAAUGCCAGGUAAAAAUAAAAUCAAUAAAAGUGUAUUGAAAAGAUGAUUGGCACAAGUGGAGUAACCAAAAAAUCUUUUAUUAAUCUAAAAUAUACAAUUUUAUAUGCAGACAUAUAAGUGGAGUGACCAAUUUUAUAUUGUGUAUUUUAGCUAUUAAAAGAUUUCUUUAAUGGGAUGUUAUAAGGAUCAAGACAACUUUAGCUUAAAGGGAUUCUCCAGUGCCAGGAAAACAUAUUCGUUUUCCUGGCACUGCAGGACCCUCUAGUGCCCCUCUCCCUCCACCACCCAUACCAAGUUGCUGAAUGGGGUUAAAAACCCUUCAGUGACUUACUGGAGUCCAGCACCGAUGUCCCUUGGCACUGGGUCAGGCUCCGCCUUCUCUCCUCUCCCGAUGACGUCAGCAGGCGGGGGAGACCUAAUGCGCAUGCGUGGCAAUGGACCUCCCCUUGGGAAAGCAUUGAAUAAUGCUUUCAAUGCUUUUCCAAGGGGAUUUCGGUGACGCUGGAGAUCCUCACAUAGUGUGAGGACGUCCAGCGUCGUUUUAAAACACUUUUCGUGUUCUAUGAACACAGAAGUGUCCUCUAGUGCCUGUCUAGUAGACAGCCACUAGAGGGGGAGUUAACCCUGCAAUGUAAAUAUUGCAGUUUAUGAAAACCAAUGGGCAGAAGUGGUCUGGGUGCCUGGAGUGUCCCUUUAAUAGAGUGGUCUUGCUGUAUAGAUCAAGCUCUGCAGUGUAACUGCUCAAUUCUGUGUAAUUUAGGAAUUAAUUCACUUUUUUAAUUCAGCCCUAGGCUGUAAUGUAAACACUGCUGUUUCUUUGAAAAGACAGUGUUUUUACACCAAAAAGCCUGCAGGGACUGACUACACUAACCAAAACUACUACAAUAAACUGUAGUUGGUCUGGUGACUAUAGUGUCCCUUUAACGACGUGGCAGGUGUUGUAAAUUACUCCCGAAUACCCAACUUAAUGGGCCUGCAGGUUAUGAAACACAGAAUGCCUUGACAGCUAAGAAAAUAAAUAUCAAUCCACUUAACCCAAUGUUUCCAUUUUAAACGAGGGUUUAACACCCUGUGCAUUCACAAAUAACCCCCAAAUCUUUUACAUUCAGCUAUACGCAUAAUAUGCUGCAUUUCAAGUAGCAAUCUCCCGGUGGUUUUUGUGCACAAUUGGGUUUGCAAGGAUAUCAUCGUAUUACGUUAUAUUUAUCUAUUUCUUCGUUUGUUUUAUUUUUGUUUUUUUGUCCCAUCAGGAAAGAUGGAUCUAAACGAACAAGGAAACCACUUGGAAUUAAAAUCCCUGAUAAGCAACAGAAAGCCACUACAAAUGGGCACUUACUGGAUGUAUAUGAUGACAGCACGUUUAGUGAAACAUCGCAGGAAGACAAUGGAAGGUAUGAUAAAGCUUCCAGUAUAAUCUUGUACAUUUGUUCGCUCUAGUGGGAAUAUUAAAAGUCUGAAUUGAGCAGCGCCUUCUUUAAAUCAUACUCCUCUUCACUUUGUAUAUUUCAUCUAUGUGAAUAUACUGGCACUUCGUAAAUCUAAAACUGUGGGGAUAAAAUGGUUACCGGAAGCAAGUGUGGUUGCACUCUCUCUCUCCCUGCAUCUGUGUGCACAAUAUGGGGAAAAAUUACAUAAAAGCGAACCUAAUCGCUGCAGCAAUCUUUUUGCAAAUCGCUGCAGUAUAAGAUGCUGUCCGAACAAAGACUGAGAGUAGAGUAUUCUCUGACCCUUUAAAUAGAGUUCCAAGAAGGAAGCAUUACAACCUUAAUGACUGUAAAGACGUAAUUGCUAAAUUAAUGAUAUCGUUGAUCAUUAUCAUUAAUGAUGGACGUAAUUGCCAAACUAAGCAAGAUAUCAUUCGUUUAGCAAUUAAGUCUUUACAGUCAUUGGGGUUGUAAUGCUUCCUUCUUGGAACUCUAUAUUUAAAGGGUCAGAGAAUACUCUGCUCUCAGUCUUCUGAGAGCAUUUUAUAACUGCAGUGAUUUGCAAAAAGAGAUUGCUGAAAUUAGGUUGUUAUGGUGACAGAGGGCCACUGGGUGCAUUCUUUCCUAAGUUAAACUAUUCAAGAACAGUGUAACCUCAUAGGUUGCCUCCAGUGCUGGAUCUGCAUUUCCCACAGCGACAUCCGGCUUUAUUUAUUUUAAUUAAAUGCCAAAAUAGCCAAACUGGAAACGUUCUCGAAGUCAGCUAUGCUUUUCAGUUUGGCGACUCUGCCUUUACAUUUGGAAAUCAAUUAAUAAUCCUAGUAGAGUAGAGUAAAGGCUACUUCACACCUUUGUCAUAUUCACAGGGAUCUGUCAGUUAUACCUCUUCUUGUGAUAUGUUUCGCAUGUGUAAUAUUAAGAUUUCUUUCUGUGUAUUCUGUCAUAAUAAUUAUUUUUAUUCCUUUAUUUUUAGGGAUGAUAAAUUCUCUAACGAAAAAGAUAAGGUAAUAUCAUGGAAUAUUGUCUCACAAGACCCAAGAUGUCAUUACUGUAUUAGAUCAGUAUCCCCAAAAAAUGUGAGGAGGUUGUGAACAAAUUGUGUGAGGCCCAUAUUACUCCUUUUAAACAUCACGGCCAUAAUCUUGAAACUAAAGUUCUGUUGGUAGACAAAUACGUUCACUUCCAUAAACAACCAUCUUCAAAGAACAUCCGGUAUGGACGACCUUACCAGCUAAAGAAUCUGAAGUUAUCGGUGGGACUGGGGGAGGGAACAAAGGUUUCUGCUGUCAGUCUGGCUAAAGUUAAAAAGUAAAGGCUCUUACCUGAACCUGUAUUUUGAUUUUCAAUAGAUUGACGAUGGAGAUGAAUUUGAUGAGCUUUCCCAGUCCUCCGAUACUACAACUGAUGUUACUGAAUCGCCCACGUUCAAAAAUGCAAUGUUAUUGGUCGAGCAGCUCAACGUUGAUGGUCAAGGUAAUGUUUGUUUAUUUUAUUCACAUAAGCAUAUAGAAUUUAUUUUAUAUUUUAUGAAACACGCAGUUCUGUAUCCAUGCAAUAUGUGCAUGUAUUCCUUUUUAUGUAGAUUCUCUGAACCUCUUAAAAAUUCAAGAUAUAAUCCGCAAAUAUGAAAGAUCAUUGCAAAAAGAAAACGGACGAUACUCCCUUCUGCUCCGAAAAGUAAAAAAAAUGGAAAGCAAUCAUAAAGAUCUGCAGCAGAUAACGGAAAAAAACAGGGAGUUAAAGUCCGUGCUGGAUCACCAAAAAUUGGAAUGGGAAAGUGACCUGAAUCAUUUAAGGUUAGCAAUGUAACAGUCAUUUGUCAUUUAUCUAUUUGUUGUUAUAGGUACAUUAUAAUGCAAAGUAUGGGAUGGGAACACAUGAUCUGCCCAGAGACAGACAGCUAUAGACCUAUUAAUUCAUUACAGAUAUAUGUCUCUGGGUAGUUCAUGUUAUAACAUCCCAUACUCUGCUUUCAAAACUAUAGUGCUCAGUAUUAAUGACAAUGUGCAGCCCCUAGUCUCCGGACAGCACCGAGACAUAUAUAUUUUGACAGUUUGCCCAAGAUUUGCGGGAGUUGCAUUCCUAGGCAGCAGUCUUCAUUAUUUACGUCCAUUCUUGAUAGAGGAGCUGAGCAGACCAAAACAACACCAUAAUCUCUCCUAAAUUAAAACCACCUUAACACUAACCUUCAUUUUAAUGUACCAAGUUAUACAGAAGGUUAUAGAACACUGGGGUUUGGUUUUCAGAAUUGUGUUUGUUUUGCUUGUGGUGUGAGUUCUUGAUUAGUAAACUGCUAUGUCGUUGGUAUUACACCGGGGUGGGCGUGUUGCAACUGUAGAAAAAUACAGGGAAACUGGCUAAAUGGUUUAAAAAAAAAAAAAAAAAAAGUGCUUUCUGGAAUGUUUUCUAGGUUUAUGCUGAAACAAGAGGAGGAGAAGCGAAAGAGUGCGGAUAUACUGUACGAGAAAAGCAGAGAACAACUGAGAAAGAAGGAGGAUCAAUGCUGCAAAGAAAUGGAGGACAAGCAGCAGCUGGAGAUGACCGUGCGAAACAUGGAGCGUGAAUUGCGCAGUUUGAGCAACAACGUGAAACAGGUAUUUUGAGUCCGGGAUAAAUAGAGCAAGUGUUCAAUACAUUACGUGUAACCUCUCAUCGCAAAUGUAGUACUUUAACAGAACCGUGUGCAUGGUUUCAUAAUAAACCAAUGGUUCUUAUCAUUGUCAAACAGACCCAAAUAACACCUGGUGUUGGCUUGAUGAACCAUUCUUCCAUUGUAACAUUCUGCAAAUGUAGCAUUAUUAUGUAACAAAAUCAGACCUCUUAGUUAUAUUAUUUACCCAGUGCCAAGGUCUAUAUUGCCAAAGUAUCCAAUUUAUUGUAGUAGUUCCUGGUGGCAGGGCCUUGUAUUAAGAACCAUAUAUCAUGGAGAAAUUAAAUAUGUACAAAGAAACCGUUUACAGACCGCAAUAGUAUGAAAUAUACGUGGAAAGUCCAUAUGUUCUGAAUGAUCCUCUAACCCGUUGACGUGAAUGUGCUUCUGUUAACUCUAUCUUUGUUUCCACCUUGGAAAUAAUAAUAGCAAGAUGAUGCAGUAUCCUCAUUUCUGUCUCUUAAUCACCCUAUUCUUUAAGCAUUGCUUUUAGUUUAUUAGUAUACUUUCUUGGUGUAAUGUUUGUAGAUACACAGAUGUCAUCAUUGCCAUUUUUCAGGCUGAAGAAGAACGUAACGAAGCUCAGAGGUUGCUGUCACAAGAACGUAAUGCCAGAGUUCUUCAAGAAGAUUUCCUAAAUAAUUUGAGGAGGAAGAAUGAAGAAGAAGAAGCAGCAAAAAUAAUAUUGUCAAAAAGUGUUGAGGUACCUUGUUCUGUUUUUUGUUAUAUGAUGGUCAUGGGAGACUUCUGUCUAAAUAUGAUCAUUUUCUGAGUUCUGUGGAGGUAUAAAUCGAAGGCAGGAGGGGAUGCAGCAGUGAGCAGAGAGGUGCAAAUGACAUCACUAGGGAUGUGUGGUGGCAUACUCCUCUAUAAAGAGGACUUCUCAACCUAGUGCAAGAAGUACACACACUAGGCUAAUAAGCUGAUUUUUCCAUCCGCUAGUUUUUGCUUGGUGAGCUGCAGAAACGUUUUUACAAGGGUAGAUAAGUCACUUCGCAAGCUCACUUGGUGCACUCAAAUUAGAUAGUUUAGUGAAUUUGUUCUUGUGUUCCCAGAAGUGGGACACCAAACUCAAACUUCAGUUUUAGGAUUAGGGUUAGGAUCAUCAGGAUUGGCUGAACCAUUUCCUGAUUUAGGAAGAUUUGACACCAGUACAGGAACAUCAGUAUUUAUCUAUAUAUCACAAAUGCAUGAAAAGUAAUCUAAAUCUUUGCAUUUACAGGUCCAUAGCCAACCUUCAGAAACUACAGAGAGAGUGAAAGACUUAUCACAAAGGAAUCAUGCACUGGAAGAAGAAAUCACUUUACUUAAGCAAGAACUGGAAAAGGUCCAGUGUCAAAAUGAAGAAGAAAAGCGCCAAUACCUGGAUGAAAAUGAGGUGUUAAAAGAAAAGGUUGAUGACCUUAAAAAAGACCUAAAAAUUAACGAGGAAGCUUUAACUCAGAAUUUAAUUCAGUAUAAUGGACAACUUAAUGCACUGAAAACAGAAGCUACGAUAUUCUGCACUAAGCUCGAGCAUGAAAAACAGGCCAAAGAAAGACUAGAAACCGAACUGGAGUCGUUCCGUUCCCGUCUGAAUUCUACGCAACAGGAACAGGAGAAAAGUCAGAUGUUAAAAACAGAAGUUGAACGCACCUUUCAAAGGGAACGAGAUGAGUGGAUGCGUUCAAAGGACAAGUUAGACCACGAGUUGUCCAGCAUACGUGAAAACAAUAAAAACUUAUCUCAGCAACUGAGCAGAGCUGAAGCCAAAAGUAAUGAACUGGAAUGUGAUCUUCACCGACGAGGGUUAUCCUUCCAGGAGAAGGUCGUACUUUUAGAAAGUACACAAAGGGAUUUGACUCAAGCUCAAUGCAGAAUAAAGGAACUCGAGAGUACGCUCCAAACUGAGAAAGACCAGAUAAACAAAAAUACGAUAAUACUCGAAUCCAGGCAAGAGAGACUAGCUCAGAUUCAAAGCGAGAACAUGCAGCUUCGGCAGCAGUUAGAAGACAUGCAGAGUAAAGGUAUCUUUAAAGAUAAGUUGGUGACCGAUGCCCAAGACAAGUUUACGGAUAUAUUCAGCAAGCUGCGCGCUGAUACCGAGAGGCAAGUUCACUUGGUGGAAGAAAGAAAUAAAGACUUAAUCAAUAAGUCAAAUGAACUGCGAGAGCAAGUCUACCGGCUUGAGACUGAGAAAGUUGAGGGAGAGGUACGAAACAAUUUUUGUUUAUUAAUGUCUAAUACAGUGUUUCAAAUGUCCAGUAGAGCAGAACUCUUGGUGCAUAAUAUUUAAAUGAAGCUGGACAGCUGUCCACACGUGCAUGAUUUUCCCAGUCAGUGACAGCUGCUCACAAAAACAAAUGCAUGGGAGAUGCGGAAAAUGGAAUGAAAGCUGCGGUCAGAGAACCAGGAUCUACUUCUUGGCUUUUGCAGCUACUUCCAGAUCUUUGCAUGAGCUGCUGGUUUACUUCAAACAACAUGAUUUUGCUUUUUUUAUUUUGUCAAUGUUCACUGAGAUUCUUUACAAAAAAAAAUGCCAGUAAAACCCUGAUACUACUAGACUCACGUUUUGUUUGAAUACUAAAAAUCAGAAUUCAAAGUAAUGGUUCUAGAGCAAGCAUGUCAAACUUGCGGCCCAUAAUGAAUGUAUUUGCGGCCCGCGUGCCCUGGGGCGCUUUGUGCUGUGGCUGUGACCAGCCGCAAGACAGGAAAGAUAUUUCCUGUCUGAAGCUGGUCUUCCCUCCCAUGGCCACAAGAGCACAGCAUGGCUGUCUAUCUGCAGAGCAGGUCAGCCACUUCCCCAUCCCUCCUGCUCGCAGUGCCAGAGGAGCGUCUGGCCUGCUUAAGCAGAGAAAAGCAGGCCUGGAACUGGAGGACAGCUCAUCUUAAGGCAGGAGAAGAGGGGCUUUGGGGACCUUCCUGUGUAGUGUGUUAAAUUGGGGAGGGGAGCCAGUGUAUUAAUUUGGGGGGAGGGAGAGGGCCAGUGUAUUAAAUUGGGGAGAGGGGGCAGUAGAUUAGUUUAAGGGAGGGAGUGGGGGCAGUGUAUUAAAUUGGGGAGUAGUUUAAGGUGUAUUAAAUUGGGGAGUGGGGGCAGUGUAUUAAAUUGGGGAGUGGGGGCAGUGUAUUAAAUUGGGGAGUGGGGGCAGUGUAUUAAAUUGGGGAGUGGGGGCAGUGUAUUAGAGUUGAGGGAGGUAGUAGUGUAUUAGAUUGGGCCUGCAUGGAGGUUCUGAUUGGCUGCUUUUUUGCCUCACAUGCACAAUAUGGGAAAGCAUUGGAUUGGCUGAGAUCAUAAAGUUUAAAGAUCUCAGCCAAAUCGGACUACAAAAUCAGAUAAUGUAAUUUGGUUUUUUACAGCUGUGCAACAGCAUACAUUCACCAUUUUAGUCCUACUACCAAACUUUUCCUAAUAUGUCAAGGUAGUUUGGCUUAAACAUUGGUUAUAUGCAAAUGCACGUCUCCUUAAAAAAAAUUCGCUCUUUUGUUUACUUUGAAGCCCUACGACCGUGAGGACGUCAGUUAGGCAACAUUUUUUAUAUUGUACUUUUCAAAAUAAACCUACAUUUCUAUGAAAACUGGAGUUUUUGUUUUUUUGCGGCCCACAAACUAAAACCUUGUUUAUUUGGUCCAAGUUAGCCUUCGAGUUUGACAUGCUUGUUCUAGAGCUAUCAUUAAAGAGAAGGGGUGCACAAAUUCAGCAGCGACAUCACAGAUCAGAAAUCCCACUAGUCUAUCAAUUCAGAAAGUGAGACAACCAGGCCAAACAUUGAAAUAAUUGUUUAGUGCAGUCCUCUUCAGUUCACACACCCAUCCUAGAGCCGCAAUAUUAACCCUUUCAGUGCCAGUAACCCUACUGCUAAACUCUUGUACUGUGCAUCUAUGUCAUGGGGGUCUCCCUACAGCCAGUAAGAAUACUCUUGCAGGAAUUUACGCACUAAUACAUUUGUUUGUAUUUAUUAUAUGUUAAGAAAACAUGGCUGAUUUGUUUCAUAUUAACAAAAUAUAUACUCUCAGAGUGCACGGAGGCAGCUGCAGCAGGAACUGGCUGAUGCGUUUAAGAAGUUAUCGAUGUCUGAGGCUUCCCUGGAGGUGAUAACGCGAUAUCGAAAUGACUUGGAAGAAGAAAAACAGAACCUUCAAAAAGAAGUGGAAAAAUGUAGAAAUAAGGUAAGUCUCGAAUAUACAUAUAAAUGUCCUGUUUAUUCAAUGAAAGCUGCCAAUGCAGGAGAGUCCAUGCCUGUAUGGCAUGGGAUUGGUCUUUAAAGGAACACUGUAGCAUUAGGAAAACAAACCUGUAGUAGUUGUCUCUGCGUUUAGUUUCAAGUUCCCCUCCCAUAAAUCUAAGUAAAAAAUGGAAAAGGUGGGUUUUACGCCCAUUUUUUCCAGUGUCAAGAUCCAGUCUUUGCAGCUACUCAGUCAGCAUCUUGCGACAUCAUGACAACUCUUCUUUACGUCCAGUGCAAUGCUCCUCUAUGGGAGGGACUAAAAGCACAUGUGCAACCAUCACUGCAUUCUACCUUUCAAAUGAAGGUUAGCUGUGAGAGCAGAGUUUAAUUCGGUUCUAACAGCAGAAAUGCCACUAGUGGGUGUCACGAAGACAACAAGAGGUGUGUUUUAACCCUGCAACAUAUCUAACAAACUGCAAUGUUUUCCAUUAAUUGGUUAAAUCUAAAAGACCGCUUUGUUAAUGGUCCUUUAAGAAGUUCUAAUCGUAAGUUUACUUAUCCCCAAUCAUUAACAAAUAUGUAUUUGUGAGAUAUGAAAAAUAAAAUUGAAUGUAGUAAUUGUGACCUAUCUACAACUGCAACUGGGUUCUUCCAUCUUAGCCCCUUGUCAACCAUUGUUAUAAGAUCUGCCCUAUGUACCGGCAUAGAGAACACAUACAGAGAAGAUACAAAAUUAAACAAUGUUGCAAUGGAACGUUGGAAUGGAAACACUGAACUUUCCUCAUAGAGAUGCAUUGUUUCAAUGUAUCUCUAUGAGGAGAUCUUGAUUGGCCAGGGCCGUGUUUGGCUUGUGCUGGCUCUGUCCCUGAUGUGCCUCCUUGACAGUCAUAACCAAUCCAAUGCUUUCCUACGGGAAAGCAUUGUAAUUGGCUCGGAUCAUAACUUCUGCUGAUGUUAGCCAAGGACAUAGAUCAGGGGCAGAGCCAGGAGCAGCAGAUUGGAAAAAAACUUAAGAUUUUACUAUAUAUAGGGGGGUAAGGGGAGCGGGGCUAGAUGGUGUUUUUAACACGGUUGGGUCAGGAAUAUAUGUUUGUGUUCCUGAUUCUAUACUGUGUCUUUUUUAAGUUGCUUACCAAUCACUUAAACUAAAACAAAUAGGGGGGUACAUUGUUUUUAGCGGUCACACAUCAGGAUUUGGAACUUCGUACUGCAUAUAAACCUUAUCUUUCCCUUAAAAUGCUUUAUUUAUGUAAAAAAUAAGCAAUGACUGUAUACCCAAUUUGUGCGUGAAGCUGAUCUAUACUACUGUCUCUGAUCUAGUCCAAUAAUUCUUCUGGAAGGGAUUGCACGCGCAUUACUUAAAGCAUUUAAAGGAGGGCUCCAAGCAAUAAUUUAAACCCCCCUUUUAAAUGUGCCGUGAUGAUAAUAUUUUAAAAAGAUACAAGUACACACCUGAUGAUGUACCUAGUUAGCUACAAAUUUAGCUGGGGAAUUUUCUCUGCCAGAUCUUAUUCCUUAGAUUUAUGGGAUAGGUACAGGAAUCUUACUGAAAUCAGAGUGUCCAUGUUAAAGGACAAUUCUUUUUUUUUAUAUUUUUUUUUUUUAGAAAAUGGAGAAGUAGGAGAGUAGUCCAGAUAGAAAAAUUAAUGUUCCCACUGGGAACCAGAUUAUUGGAGUGACACUAAUGCAUAGAGCUGAAACAGAUUAAGGAUGGAUAGUGAUAAUAAUAAUAUCAGGGAAUACUACAGAAGGUAAAGCAUUUCUGAAAACUAACUUAUCACGAAAUGUCUUAUAAGUAUCUCUACUUAGGGUGAUACGAAUGGAUCUAUAUAUAAAUGCCUACAGGAGCUGAAUACUACUAAAUAGACCAAGCUCGUGCAUGCAAGUCUACCUCUAGAGAACAGUAUGUGUUAACUUAAGACGUAAUAAACUGCAGCCUAUAUCGUGAUUCGGUAGUAUAUAGAUUAACUCAAAUGUACACAGGCAGGCUAUCGGUGAAAACACAAACUGAUUCUAUGUAAUACAGUAUCAGACUUGUGUUUGUAUAGUCAUACCGUUAAAAAGAGGUCUCACAGUUAUAAGAUGGAUAGUGUCUAAAAUAGAAACCGUAUCCUUUAUGAGGUUCUCUCAGAACGGUAGAGCCUUGAGGGGUAAACCUCAGCGUAUACGGACCCAGAUCUGCGUUUGCCAGACAGUGAAUCUCCAAGGCGUUUAGAAAAGUAUCGAACUGUCCUCAGGUUCUAUUUUUCAGAAUAGAUACUAAUUCCAAGAGAGAAACAUCCGCUCUAAUACAAUAGAGUAGUACUGUAUGACCAACUAACACCCGGCUUCCCUAAAAAGUCCCAAUAUAAAAUCCCAGACAAGGAGCUGAAAUGCCCCUAACAUACGAGCAGGUAAAUGUUAAAUGCUCCUCAGAGCUCCCUCGAGUAAUUAAAUAAACACGGGAGAAAUAGGGAGUCUAGAUGUAACCUGCAAGAGUGGGACCGAGGUCCAGACUGUCAAGAGUGUCAGACUGCCGUUGGAUUCUAUGUGUAAUAUAGAUCGUGCUGGUGCUAAUAAUGAAGAGUAGCGUACAAUGCUACGUAAGAGAAAAGUAUCCUAUAGCACACUCCCACCCGGACUCCCUAGUAAGUCCCUCUAUAGGAGUAAUCAUACCCCCAACAUUAAAGCAAGUAAGUAUCCUUAAACUUCCAUACAGAUGGCUAAACAGUCUGAAGACACCUCGAGACAACCUCCCCUCCAAGCUAAAAUUAAAUAACACUAACACCCAUCACCUAAAGCCCAAAGUAACCAAAACAAACUAAAAACUAAGCAUUAAAACCACCCAACGCGCGUUUCGGCGCUAUAGUAUUGCGCCUUCGUCUGGGGCUAAUCUCUUACAUAGCAUUAUACGCUCAAUAUACAGGGUUAGGCCCUUAAAAUUGGAGGACAUUCUUAGGAGGACCUUACCUUUCAUUCGAGUAGUCCAGAUAGGUAUGAUUAUGGCAUGGAAAACGAUUCUCCCUAUUCUUUCUGAAUGUACAGUUACAUUUUCUUUUUUGUUUUGGCUUUUUUUUGUAAGGAUUUUUAUGCUUAUUACAAUGACUUAUGUUGUAUUGUUUUCUCAUAAAGAUGAGGCACUUCUCUUAAAGCGUCUCUUUGUCACUUUUCAGUAUUUCACGAAGAUACAAUCUUUACAAACUACUGAUCUUGACUGCUUUAAGAUGUAAUUAAAGUUCCAACACAAUCCAAAGAUACCAUAAAACAGAGUUGGGACUACCUUGUAUUAUGGUAAAUCUGAGGUUGACAAAAGGCUGAGAGCUCUGUUAAGGGGACACUAUAGUCACCAGAACAACUACAGCUUAUUGUAUUUGUUCUGGUGAGUAUAGUCAUUCCCUGCAGCCUUUUUGCAGUAAACAUGGUCAGCGAAAAGGCAGUGUUUACAUUACAAUCUAGGGACACAUGCAGUGGCCACUUCUCAGAUGGCUACUAUAGGUGCUCUCUGCAUGGAGACACUGAACUCGCCUGAUUCAAUGCAUCAUCGCUGAGUAGAUGCUGAUUGGGCAGGUCGGUGUUUGGGUCCGCUCCCUGGCCCUCUUCCUUGGCAAACUCAGCCAAUCCAAUGCUUUCCUAUGGGAAAGCAGUGUUAUUGGCUGAGUUCAUCACUUCUGAUGACGUCAGCCAAGGUGGCAGAUUAGGGGCAGAGCCAGCACCAUCAGACUGGAAUAAAGGUAAGAUUUUACUAUAGGGGGUUUGAGUGUGGGCCAGGGGGCUACAUAGUGGUUUUAACACUAUAGGGUCAGGAAUACAUUUUUGAGUUCCUGACCCUAUAAUGUUCCUUUAACUUCUAUCCAAACCCAGUAGCUGUCAAAAGUGGGAUUCAGACAUCGGUCCAUGGGGCUCUCACAGGAUCCUCUAUAAGGCUCAGUGGUGUAUUGUUGCUGCUUCUGGCAGAUGUAACCAGGAGCAGAAGAGGAUGAGUAAAGUGAGGAUGGCGGCCACGAGGGACAGCUUCAGGUAAGUACAACCACCUCCCCCUGCACCCCAUAAACCUUCACCGCAGAUGUCACUUUCGGGGGCUUUGCAAAUUAUGCAGACACCCAAAAAAGUGACAGAUCCGCUUUCAGCCCAUAGAACCUUCCACUUAAAGGCAAAAAUAAAACACGCAAGCAGCACCUGUUAAUUUGCAGCAAUUUUAUGUUUUUACAUCGGGAAACUGCUGUCAUUACUGAGCUCCACAUCCCAUAAAUUCCUUUUUGUAUGUGUGUAUAACAUGUUGUAUAUUAUUAUUUUUAAAUUAAAGUGUGCCUGUUUGUAUGGCUUUCCCCUCUGUUGGAUUUGUUUUAAACUUAAUUUUACGUUAUGUUUUGGGAAAUUCUAAGCUAAGUUUUUUUUUGUUUUUUUUUUUUUUGUUUUUUUUUAUAGCUACAAGAUUUAGAAGAUCAGUUUAUUCAGUCCGAACGACUUAACCACCAAUUAAAGAACUUAUUAGAUGACAAGGAGAGAGAAAUCGUUGUGGCAAUUCAGAAAGCACAGGAGUUCUCCACCGCAACUGCCGCAGCGGAAAAAUCUGCCAAACAGCUGGAAGAGCACGUGCAAAAGUAGGUACAACAUGACGUUUGUAAUAUUAUUUAUCAUUUAUUUCUAAAAUAUUUUACCAGGAAAGCUACAUUGAGAUUUCUCUCGUUUUCAAGUAUGUUCUGGGUCCACAAAUCAUUGCAUUGUUACAAUUAGGGUACAAUAAAAUACAAAAACAAUAUUAAUAUACAAUAAAUACAAAAUUUAACAGGCCGGAAAUAUAUAAUCAACCAUGACAGGUGCAUUCUGUUUUGAGAUAUGUAGAGAGGGAUCUCUUAAAGGACUUUAGGUUUGGGGAAGAUUUUAAAUUGUGCGGGAGGUCGUUCCACAAUUGCGGUGCUCUGUAGGAGAAGGAGGAUCGGGCCGUUUUCUUUUUGUAUUGAGGUAGACUAAGUUUGAUCACAUUUAUGGUUAAAAACCGCAAUUCUUUAUUUUUUUCCUAACUUUGUUCCAGUGUUAGUCAUUCAUUCCAUUACAUUCGGAAUCAAACAUGUAUGGCACCUUCAGAAAUAUUUAGAAGGAAUUUCUUUCAAUAGGUCUAUCUGGUCCAUAAACAAAACUGAAAAGUAAAUUGCCAAUUUCAGGGCAGAUUAGCCAAGAUGUGAUUUGAAGAGUUGGCAAGUUUUUUUCCACAUCAGUUAUUUUGCCUAAAAUUCUCAAAUUUCACUUUUUAGGCAAUAAAGAAAACCAAUAUAGUUCCAUAUUUUCUUUGCAUAAUGGAUGGUUUAUUAAUCAUUUUUAUCACGUUACCUUGUUUCAGGCUUGAAAUUGAAAAUGCCAAAAUUGAGGCAACUGCGAAGCAUCAAACCACUCAAAUUGAAAUCCUUCAGAGAGAGCUACAGGAAUCCAUUUCAGUAAGAACCAGAUGUAUCUGUUUAUUUAUUCACCCCAUUAGUCUGCUUUCUGCUUAAAACCACUUGCACACCGAUACCAGCUUCGACGUAUAGACAUGCUUUGGUAUGUGAAGAGAUAAAUUCAAUACACUGGUUCACAUGGGUAGUUUGGGAGAUUUUUCCCUCCUCACUGUGCUUUUUGCAAGGGUAGUCUAACAUUGGUUUGAUUAAGUCCAUAUUCUGACAUUGGCCUCAAUUUAGUAUGUUUUCCACACGAUUCAAUACUGUUAGGAAAACUUUCCUAAUGAUUUAUCUGCUUAAGUGACUAUUAAAUUAUUUCGGAAUUUUUGUAGAUAAAUUAUUUGGAAAGCUUAUUAAAUCAAAGCCUUGAUAAGCGAAACAUUGAAAUGGGUUCCAGGAGCAUUAAAUGGUUUUAUUAAGCUCUAGAUAUGACCAGUUCACUGGAUUUAUUAUCUGAAUUUAAUAAAAACAUCUGCACUGGAGCCCACAAUUGUUUGCUAGUUAAAUAUUAGAUCUAUGUAAAGAAUACCAUUCCUAGGCCUGUGUUUUAGCAAAUGUAAGAAUAAGAUAUAUAGAGUUAAAGUACAUUACACAUCCACUAGCAUCAAUGAUUGACUUAUCACACUGCAUUGCAGGUGUACAUGUUUCUCUUGUCUUUUUAUAGCCGACAUGCCCUGUAUGGCAUUAAUGGUCUGUAUUCUACAGUAUAAACCUAAGUCAUCACGUAUCCAGUAUGUUAUUAAAAUUAGAGAGAGGAACAGCUGGAUUCACCAGAGUAGCACAAUGCAUUCACUGUGUGUGGGUGUGCAGCUAUAUCUAUAGAAAUCUGUAAAAAGAGAAAAAAUCAGCGCUUAACUGCCACAAAAUUAUUAAGAAGGCAGCACACCUCAAAGGGGAGUCCCCUAUGAUCCCCUGAAAUAUGAAAUACAAUAGACAAAAAAGGAAGAUAAGGGUGCGCCUAAAAUGUAUAAACCAUAUAUAAUGUAUAAAAUAUAACAAUUAUAUAAAAUAUGGAAUAAAAGAUAAAUUGUAGAAUAAGUGAGAUAAUAGUCCAAAACACUUAUCGAAAGUUCGUUAUAGUAGUUUUUCCUUGUAGAGACAGCAAAUCUUGGGACGUCAGACGGAAUUAAGACUUCACAGUGAUGUUCUUGAAUCCGGUGAGGUAUGUAUAUAAAAAGGAAGCAAAAAAAAAGAGAGAACUCCAAUGGUACAGUAUAUUUUGAUUGAUAUACUGUACCAUUGGAGUUCUCUCUUUUUUUUUUUUGCUUCCUUUUUAUAUACAUACCUCACCGGAUUCAAGUACAUCACUGUGAAGUCUUAAUUCCGUCUGACGUCCCAAGAUUUGCUGUCUCUACAAGGAAAAACUACUAUAACGAACUUUCGAUAAGUGUUUUGGACUAUUAUCUCACUUAUUCUACAAUUUAUCUUUUAUUCCAUAUUUUAUAUAAUUGUUAUAUUUUAUACAUUAUAUAUGGUUUAUACAUUUUAGGCGCACCCUUACCUUCCUUUUUUGUCUAUUUUUUUUAUCUAUAGAAAUCUGUGACUAUAUUAAUAUGCUUCUCUUAUUGAUUUAUUUUGUUCUGUUUAUUUUUUCCGUAGAAUCGGAAUCGCAUGGAAGAUUUAUUAACAGGUUUGCAAUCAUCAAAAAUGGGCUUGGAAGAGAAAUUGAACCAGCAGGUAAAUAUAUCAUUAUUAGCAUAACUCCUUUAUAUAAACUUACUGCAAGGAACACAUGGAAUUGCUUAAAAACAAGGAAGUAAAAUAAUCUCUUUCUCGAAAUGUAAAUCUAAAGCAGUAAUUCUGUGGUUGAAUUGUAAAGACCCCUCUGUGGUUCCGUUGUUUUAGGUUUCCAAACAGACUGCUUUGUCUAUGAAUGCCCAUGAGUCUCACAGCAUGUGGGAAGAAGAACUCAAGUCCAGAUCCCGAUUAGGCAUCCGCCUGGCAGAGCUCGAUAGAGAAAAGGCAGAUUUGGUUGAACAGGUAAAGUUUCUAUAUAUAACUGGUAAAGCGCAGAUCUAAGGGGGCUGAGAUCCUGUGGCUUUGUUCUCUCGAGCUAUCGUGCUUUCAUAUGCUGAGUCAUUAGAUAAACCAUGUGUAUAAGCUUUGAAAGAAAUUCUAUCCUUUCACUGGUUUAUAUUUUGAAGGUUGAUCGUGAACGUAAAAAAGUGAAGAAACUGGCAGAAAUGAAGAAAUCUGUUGAAUCGCGGUUUGAUCAGGAAGUGAAGAGAAACAGUGAAUUACACAGAGACUUAACUGGGUAAUGCAGGAAUCAGAUUACUCACAAUGCAUUGGGGCUUGUGUAUAAAGAGCAGUACUGGGGGGGGGAGGGGGAGUGGGAUUCUAAAUAUGGAGCAAAUACCAUAAAAACCAGUGGACCGUUCAUUCUGAUUCCUUCACUUUUUGGAAAAAAAUUUUUUCUAAAAUAUACACCCAUGUGUUAUAGAAGGGUGCAUCAUAUGCAUAACUGGGUUAAUUCCUCGGAACCCUUAAUUUUGUACAGUAAACAGACAUUUCCUGUGUAGAUCAGUUAUAUAAAGUUCGAUACUGUGUUAAAGGAACAGUCGAACAUUAAAUAUAGUUCUAUAGAUUUUUAACAUCGGCGUGUUUCACGUUUAGCGUAGUUUUAUUCCCCAACUCCCUCCCAUCGGUCUAUCUGACAGCCAACGGAGGGCUGCUGUUUCUCAGAAAUAACAAUAAGUUGUCUGGGAAAACAGGCAGCAUCUAUACUCCUACUUUUAGCUGUAAUGGUUAUGGUGCUUCACAUUUAGAACCAGUGCCUCUGGAAUGCAUUUUACCAUCGCAGCUUUGUUCCUCAGUUGCAGGUACCUAUUUAUGGUCUUGUUUUCUGUAGGAUGAAGAAACUUUUGAAAACCACUAAAAAGAAACUGAAAGAAUUUGAAUCUCUUGGCCACCAGCAGAGCAGACCUGAAGAUGGAUCCGCACACAAAAACAUUGAGUCCGAUUCUGAGCGUUCUAGAUUAAAAGAUAAGGUAUCACUAUGUGUCUUCUGAAUUGACGUUUUACAGUAUAUGUUUGAGUUGGGUUUUUUUUUGUUUGUUUUUUUUUAUUUAAUAACUAUUUUACUUCAGAAGGGCUUAAAUAAUAAGCACACUAAUCUAUACUACAUUAAACGGGACUCUGUAGUCACUAUAACCAUUUCCUCUCUUUUGAAUUGGUUAUAGUGCCUGGAGAUCCCUGGCACUGUCCCACCAUUCACUGUUACACCAUGUCUGAGGAGUUUAUCACUAAAUAAGGUUCCUGGCCACUUCUGGGGGUAUGGCUAAGCAGAAAUUACACACUUCCUUUAGUCAUACCCUUCAUACGUCAGUUGGAGCUCUGAUAGGCUAAUAGUAGUCAGCUGAUGCUCUCAGCCAAUCACAGCUGCCCAUCGCUGCUCAGGUUAAUACUUCCUCGAUAGCCAAAGCAGCACAGAUGGGAGGGGCUCCUGGAGACUCGCAUUUAGCAUUAAAACAUAAAAAAAAAAAAAAAAAACCUGUUAAAUGUUGAUUGAAAUGACAAUACCAGGGACUCCAGACACAAUAACCAGUUUAAUGAGAUGAAGCAGUAGUAAAAAAUCGUUGAAAACAAACUUUCAUAUUUUUUUUUUUAAAUGAAAAACUGCUUCAGUCUGCGCCAGGGAAUACAUAUACAUAUCGCUGUGAAUUCUCUGUGCUGGAGCCAAUAACAUUCAUGCAAUUGCGGCUUUCAAAUGCUUCUCAGUGAGCUGUAGUACAGCCGUGUGAGGCUAACGGAAGUGGAAGAAGUCCUCCCCAGCUGUCACUUAAACAUUUCCAACACUCUUGUGUUAUAAAAAUAAAAAUUAGAUGGCACAAAAAGCACUUGAGGAAGCUGAAAUGCUCUGUGCCUGGACUGUUCCUUUAAGCAAAUAAUUCACUCUUGCUAUGGAUCGUCUUAUAGCAAACAAGUUAUUCUUAAAGAGAACUGCAACAAUGCACUUUGUAUCCAUUGUGCCAUUUUCCCUUUUGAUCUUUAAUAAUGCUGUUUAAGUUGAUGAACAUUACAGUGAUAUACUAAAUCCGUAAAAAGUGCAGGAAUGCUUGACAAAAUGUGUUACAGAAUUUCUAGCUUGCCAAUUUGUACUUGUUGAUAAUAUCUGAGCUCCAUAUGAGCGAGAGACUGUCUCUCUUACCAGACUGUUCCGCUACAGAAUGUAAUCGAUUUUUUUUUUUUUUUUUAUGUCCUCUAUAUUUUUUAUGUAAAUGACUCACGUGCAGGUUGAGCAACUUUCCGUCAGUUUGGAAAGAGAAUCGAUGAGAUAUAAGCAGCUGGAAUCGGCAAGUCGCGAUCUGCAGGAACAGUUGUAUUCCAUGAAGCAUUUACAUAGGAAACACGAACGGCAAGAAAAGGGACAGCGGCACCUUGAAGGGGAAGUGGCUGACUUAAAGAGACAUCUGGAGUCAAGCAAAAUGGAUCAGAGCACAAUGGAAAACUUUAAAAGGGAAAUAGAAGAGAGAGGGAGGCAAGAGCUACAACAGAAAUUAGAAGAAGUCAAUCUGUUCCUUCAGGUAAUAAUGUCCAUAUGAAGUGUUUUCACUAAAUACAUAGGGUGUAAAUGGAGAGUGAGGUGUGUUGGUGAGAUUGUAGAAUUUUGCAUAUGGGAUGGGGGGAAUUUAAGGCGGCCCAGCAGAGCCCUCAAAUUCAUUAGUCCCAUCUCACAACACAGGGGAUAGAUAUAUUUACAUGUUUAGCCUUGUAGAAUUUUAACCCUCAGUCUAAUCCCCUUCCCAUUUUAAUAAUGUAAUUAAAUGUUAUUUAUUUUUUUAAAGAAUUUCCUAAAUUUUGUGGUUAUUACUUCUUGUGCAAAAAGCUGGGAAGCAGAAAUCCCCAUAUUCUGAGGCAGUCGAGAUGAAUUCCAUGUUUGACAAAUUCCAUAUUUAAUUUAGGCGAUUCAUUUUUUGGUUGGAUGAAGACUGAACUCCUCUAAUUUUAUUUGCAAUUCUGGAAAAAUAGACCUAUUUGAUUGCAAAUUGCUUUUUGUAAAUACACGUGUAAUACUGGGACUACAUGUUUUGAAAUGCAGAUUUCGAUUUUAAUGCGUUAACGCCAAAUCAAGUUUACCAACAUUAACAUAUUUUUAUAAAGUAAGAAUUGCACAAUGCAGGAAGGGAAUGUAUUCUAUAUAUAUUUUCCCUCUGCAUUGAUGAUUUCACACAAUUUGUUUUAGACCCAAGCUGCAGCCCAGGAUUCCCUAGAGCAAAUAAGAUCUGCAAACGACGCAUCUCUACGGAGCCAGCUGGAAAGCAGAAUUCAAGAUUUAGAAUCCGAACUCCAUAGGAUUAAAACCCAACAGAAGGAAAGAGAGUGCCAGAAGGAAUCCUCUCUAACAGAACUGGAUCGGUUCAAAGAUUUGUACGCAGAAGAGAUGAAACUAAGAAAAGUACUGGCAUCAAAACUAGAAAGGUGUGUAGCAAUAUAACUUAUUCAGAAACUUGCAGCACUUUAUGGUGAAAAAUAAACGUCAAGUUUGUUGACUAAUAUGAAGUGGCAACGGAAAAAUAAAAUCUAAAGAUCUGACAGUUUGAUUUAACAGAAGUGUGAUUGACUUGGAGUUACAUUGUGUUGUUUAAGUGUUCCUUUUAUUUUUUUGAACAGUGUAUUUAAAUAGAUUAUAUUUUAUUAAGUAUUUAGGGAAAAGACAUAAACCCAUUAAAAAGAGCCAUUCACCGGUAAAGGCUCUAUAAUAUCAAACUGGGACAGACUCUAAGGUAGACUAAGGGUAAUGAUGGUGGAAGUUAGAUACCCUAAAAAGAUUUUAUAUAUUGACUACACAUGAUCUCAUGUGGCUAUAAUGAAAAGGCAAUACAGAAGCCCUAUGAAUCAAUACCACUAUAUAUCACUCUGAUAUAAAUUUGUGUGCCAUUUAUAUUGAACCAAUUGUGGCAAUAAAGAGAGGCAAAAAAGCCCUCCAAGAUAAAACCACUAUUCUGGAUUAGUGAUGUCGCGAACUUGCCGCGAACGGUUCGUGGCGAACUCCGGUCAGCUGACACAUCCCUGCCAAUCUCCAGCAGACCCUCCCACCUCCUGGACAGCAUCCAUGUUGAAGCUGCCUUCAACAUGGAUGCUGUCCAGGAAGUAGGAGGGUCUGGGAGGGAGGGUGUGCCGGAGAUUGGCAGGGAUGUGUCAGCUGACCGGAGUUGCGGCGAACAGUUCACAGCAAGUUCGCGAACGGUUCGCAACAUCACUAUUCUGGAUAAAAAGACAAUAUUAACAAUUUAACAAUAAAAAUUGUUAUAUUGUUACAUUGUUAAGAUUGUCUUUUCCUCUAAAUACUUAUUAACAUAAAAUCUAUUUAAAUAUAUAUUUUUCGUAUGUUAUUUGUAUAUUUUGCAAGGAACCUCGUUCUGUGUCCAUUGGAUUUGUUUCCUCUGGACAUUUAUGCAUUUGUCUUGGUUGUAUAAUGAACACUAUAGUCACCAGAACAACUACCGUUUAUUGAAUUUGUUCUGGUGAGUAGAAUCAUUACCUUCAGGCUUUUUGCUGUUAGCCUUGUCUUUUCAGAGAAAAUGCAGUGUUUACAUUACAGCCUAGUGAUAACUUCACUGGCCACUCCUCAGAGAGCUGUUAGAGAUCCUUCCUGGGUCAUGGCUGCCUAAAAUGCAUCCAAACAUUCAGUGUCUCCUCCCUCUGUAUGCAGACACUGAACUUUCCUCAUAGAGAUUAAUUGGUUCAAUUCAUCUCUAUGAGGAGAUGCUGAUUGGCCAGGGCUGUGUUUGAAUCAUGCUGGCUCUGCCCCUGAUCUGCCUCCUUGUCAGUCUCAGCGAAUCCUAUGGGGAAGCAUUGUGAUUGGAUCAGGCCACAUGAUGUCAGCAGACUGCUUGUUUUUCUGAGGCAAACAGCAUGCAGAGUUACAGCUUCAGGCUUGAGUACAGUAAGAUUUUGCUAUAUUUAUGGAGGCAUGAGGGGCCCAGUGGGGUUAGAUGGUAGUGUUAACACUAUAGGGUCAGGAAUACAUGUUUGUGUUCCUGACCCUAUAGUGAUCAUUUAACCCCCUUAAGGACACAUGACGUGUGACAUGACAUGAUUCCCUUUUAUUCCAGAAGUUUAGUCCUUAAGGGGUUAAGGGUUACCCCCUUUUUUGGUUCUCUUGUACACACCAAUAGUCCCUUUGUGGGACUCUGUGUUUUUUCCAACAUAACACUUUUCAACAUCUUUACAGAACAAGUGAAAAGCUUGAAGAAGCGAAUACCAAGCUGCUUACUGAAAGGCAAAGAAGCAAAUCACUAAUUGCCAGCAGUAUUGUAAAUGGAAGCCUAGCUACUAGCCCUAUUCUAGACUCAAGUCAGCUUGGACUUCACGCCAGGAAUUUGGCAAUGAAUGGGGGUUUUGGACUUGGAGGAAGUUUUCUAAGUUCGACUGGAAAUGGAUUAACAGUAAACCGAAUAGAUUCCUACCUUGCACAGGUCAGCCACAACUGCUUUUCAACUCUGCUUUAAGCUCUGUUAAUAAGAAUUGGUGUUUUCCCACUUCUGUAUAAUAGUUUAAUAAAAAUGUGAGAUUCACCACUUAUUCAUAAUGUUGUAUUAAAUUGUUUGUCUUCCUACUUAACAUGCCAAGAUUAUUUAACAGAUUACAUUUCAUUAAACAUUGAAUAUAUCAUUAAUCAUAAAGGUAAAAACGCAUUCUAUUACUUAACGUUUGUGGGUGAGGUUUUUGGGGGGGAGGGGAGAGGAGAGGGGUUAUAUAUAUAAUACUAACUCUUUCUCCAUCACUGGAGAAAGAUUACCAUGAUUUUGGUUCUUGAAUGUUACACUUGCAAUUUAAUUUUCGAUUACAGCAAAUUCAGUGCAUUGCACAUAUGUGAGGUAAUUGCUGAGAGAGCAAGUAGGAAAAUCUGCUUGGUUUUAAUGUUCUUCAUCUCAAGUCAGGACUCUGCAAAGACGCCAUGCCUUUGGCCAUUGAUAAAAUGAUGUAUUCAGAAAGUUGAUUGACAGGUGAAUGGAAAAGAAUGAGGAUGGUUGAAAGGUGAACUAGUGAAGGAAAUGGAAUAAGGAAGGAGGGGAGUGGAAUAACGAUGGUAUAUGGAGAGUGGAUACGGAGGCUGUGGAAAGAAAGUGAGUAGAUGAAAGAGAAAGAUACACUGAUCAGCCACAACAUCAAAACCACCUGCCUAAUAUCCUUGCAUUAUUCUGCUGGAAAAGAAUACUGCCAUCAGGAAACACCAUUGCCAUGUAGGGGUGUAAGUGGUCUGCAACAAUCUCUAGGUAGAUGGCAUGAGUCAAAGAACAUACACAUGGAAGCCGGGACCCAAGGUUUCCCAGCAGAACAUUGCCCAGAGCGUAACGCUGCCUCUGCCGGCCUGUUUUCUUUCGCAUCAUGCUGCCAUCUCUUCCCUAGGUAACAGACGUACACGCACCUGAUCUAAAAGAAAACGUGAUUCAUUAGAUCAGGCAAUCUUCCAUUGUUUUAUGGUCCAGUUCUGAGGGUCAUGCCCCCACGUAGGUGAUUUUAGCAGUGGACAGGUGUCGGCUACGCACCCCUAUAAACAUCAAACUGUGAUGCACAGUAUGUUCUGACACGUUUCUAUCAUGGCCAGAAUUGCCUUUUUUGUUUGUUUUUUUUGGUGCUACAGUAGCUCAAUGAGUGUUGUGCGCCCAUGACUCUUACGCCGAUUCACCGGUCCUUGCACCACUUUUGGAAGGUGCUAACCACUGCACACUCGCAACACCCUACAAGACUGGCCAGUUGGGAAAUGCCCUGACCCAGUUGUCUAGCCAUCAUUAUUUGGCCCUUGCCAAAGUUACUCAGAGCUUUUUACUUUCUCAUUUUGUUUGCCAUUGUAACAGUAUAAUCAGUUCUCCACCUUACCAGCCAGUGGUUGUAAUGUUGUGGCUGACCGGUUUAUAUACUUGGUUCUUUUACUAUUUUUGUUGCUCAUUUUGAGUUGAAGUUAACUAAUGAUAAACAUGAGGUCACCGAAUUCCCGAAACCUCUGUCUUCUCUAGCCUCUUCAUAUCUCCCUAAAGCAGCACUGAGAAUUGAAUAAAGUAAGCGGUUUAUGAGACCGAUGCUUUUAAUAGAUAACAAGCUAAUAUUAAUGAAAGAACUGCAAUCUACAAUUUAAGGUUUACUGGAAAACCACUUAGUUUAAAAACCGUUUCCCAGCAAUGCAUUUCAUGUGUUAAUGCAUGGAAAAUGAAAUGUACUAAUUAUUAUUUAUUUAUAAGGAGACAAUGUAUGCCGCAGAUCUGUACAGCAGAUAAAGAGACUGAAACUACAUAGAAGUUUAUGAAAAUAAACAUUUACCAAUGUAGAGUUAAUAUUUUAGUAAAAAAAUUGAUAUUUGAGGGUUCAGUUUAGUAUAAGCAAUGCUAGCAGGAUAGUGUUAUCAACAGCAACUCCUGCUGAUCAGUAAUUGUGUAAAGGUAAUGGGGGAUGUACAUACUGAUGGGAUGAAUUCAUAAACAUAGAAUGUGACGGCAGAUAAAAACCAUUCGGCCCAUCUAGUCUGCCCAAUUUUCUAAAUACUUUCAUUAUUCCUUGGCCUUAUCUUAUAGUUAGGAUAGCCUUAUGCCUUUCCCAUGCAUGCUUAAACUCCUUCACUGUGUUAACCUCUACCACCUCAGCUGGACAGUUAUUCCAUGCAUCCACUACCCUUUCAGUAAAGUAAUACUUCCUGAUAUUAUUUUUUAUAAUGUAACUGUGCAUGAGCUUGGCUAGGAGAUUGUAUGCACCCAUCCACUGCACAUGGCCAUGGAGAGAAUACUAUAUAUCCAAAAAGCAUAAAAUAUAAACUUUAAAAAAAGAAUUGCACAAGGCUUAUUGUCCAAGAGUGUUGUAGCAGGCUGGUUAAAGCUCUUGAGUGAUAGUAUCAAGAGUGUCCCUUUUAGAUAAACACUUAACCCCUUAAGGAUACAUGACGUGUGACAUAUCAUGAUUCCCUUUUAUUCCAGAAGUUUGGUCCUUACGGGGUUAAUAAGAAAAUAAAUUGCACAUUAAAGGAACAAGCUAGUAUUGGGAAUACAAAUGUAUGUUCCUGAUGCUCAAGUGUUGUAACGGCUAAAACCACUGCUUAUCUUCCCCACAUGCUGCGCUGGUCUCGCCACCAGUUCUCCAACUUCUGAGAUUAUAAGUACUUAUGAUCUCAACCAAAUCAAUGAUUCCCCAUAGGAAAGUAUUGUGGGGGUGGGGGGCUAGUGCACAAACAUGCCAUUCAGUAUCUCCUCAUUAGCAUGCAUUGACUCAACGUAGCUCUAUGGGGAGCGAUCGGUGGAGACGUCAAAUGUUGGUUCUGUAGUCUUUUCAGGGUCGCAACCCGGAAGCCCCUCUAGUGGCUGUUUGAGUGACAGCCCUUACAGGUUGCCUUAGGCAGCAAUGUAAACACUGCCUUUUUUCAAAUUGUUCCUGCAGGCUGAGCAGUACAAACACAACUUUUUCUGUUUUCCUUAGAACCACCACAUUAAACAUUAGUGGAUCUGGUGCAUAGUGUCCCUUUAAAUACACCUUAUUGGGUCAUACAUUUUUAACAUAACCCUGUAUUGUGCCUCUUCCGUUUCUCUUUCUAUUUGAGGGGACAUCGGAUCACUCUAUAAACCAACAUCCUUUUAUAUAAUAAUCCGUGUUAUUUCACAAUUGUGUUUUUCAGAUGCAUCAUGACCUGGAAAAAAGUAUUGCUAAAGAAUUACAACAAGGUAGGUUAAUAGUUUUAUAGAAUUCUGAUAUACGUCUUGAUGCAGAAGAUAUUUUGGUUUGUGUAUAUCCCUAGGUAUUUGCUAUAAUAAGAUACUAGGUUCUAGGGACUUGGAUAUUUAUUUUUUGUAUAAUUAAAACUAAUUAUCUUUAGAACUAGUAAUGAAUGUAUUACUUCUUCGUUUAGGAUUUUUUUCACCUCCCAGAAUGCUGCAAAGCAUGAGUAAUACAAUUCAUUUUCUACAUCUGCUGUUUAAACAUAUCACUAUUCACAUGAGAUGCACAAAGUAGAGAUUGUUUGUGUUACCCCUGUUAAAAAAAUAGUCAUUCAUGUAUUAUGCUGAUUCUGCAUUGCAAAGAGCGGGUUUCUCCAUGACCAUUUAGAAAUCUUUAAAAAUGAAUCCUUAUGUAGAUGGAGCACCCUAACUGCAGGUAACAUAACAUUGCUAAAAGAAGUCAUUAUUUUGGAGACGUGUUUCUUUAAAAUGACCCUCCGGAAACACGUACUUUAUGCAGUGUGUACUUUAGGGUGCAGUUGUGUAACUGAUGAUGAUUUUGCUCCUCAUGCCCACCCUUUCUGUGCCUCCCUUACAACCUGCAGAUUUUCUGUCCUUUGUUCUUGUCAAACUGCGAUACAGGGUGUAAUGGAGUAUAUAGGAGCUGUAGUUAAAUUCAUUGCUUUCUUAUAGAAGAAAGCUGACUGUUGAAAUAAAAUUACAGAAACCUUUGAUAUGCCCAUUAAACACUUUGUGGCAUAAGCUAAACAGUACGGUGGACACUUUGGUGAAUGUUGUCAUUGACUGAUUCACUUCCUGGUCUGAGCUGAGUUUUAACCCCGCAAUGUAAAACGCUGCAGUUUUGUAGAAACUGCAAAUGCAGAAUUUGGUUGGCGCAGCACAGUGAUUAGCUGUGCAUGCGCAGUUGUGCCACAGUGCUUCCACAUGGGAUAGCAUUGCAUUGGUGAAGAUCAGCAGCAGCCAUGUUGAGACCAGCACAAUGAAAGAAGAAAUUUAAGUGAAACAUGCCUUUCAAACCCUCACAGGCAUGGAGGGGACAGAAUAUGAGAGUAAAUAGGUAGGGAAACACUAUAGCGUUAGAAGUACAUGUUUGUUUUCUUGACGCUAUGGAGUUUCUUUAAGGGUCAUCUGCUUAUUUUAUUUAGAAUACUAUUUUCCUGGCCAGGAAUCUUUCUGUAGUAUAAUUAAAGAAUCAUAUUUUUGAAAUUAUCUCAAUUUAUUGUUUAAUUUCAGUUUGAUUUAGACAUUAAAUAAUUCAGCUCGAUUAGAAUGAAAAUUCUAGAAUAGUUCAGUGUCACCUUUUCUGACCAUAAUAUAUACGUAUGAGUAAGGAAGAAAUUGUAUAAAGCAGAGAAAGUUAAUUACAAAGUAACUAAAAAACAUAACAAGACUCUAGAUCAGGGGUAGGCAACCUACGGCACUAGUGCCAUGCACGGCUCUCGAGGUGUCUUUGCACGGCACUCAAGGCUGCUAGAGCCAAACGCACUCUGGCCUAUCAGGAGUCCCAGUAAAACUUCAGAUAUCUGCUAAUACGAAGAGGUGGUGAAGGACAAUCCUCAAUUUAUGCAUUGCAGCACACAGAUUUCAGAUUACUUCCUCUCAGCACUUCCUCGACCGCUAUUGCAACUCCUGUCCUUGACCUGUACCUGGCCAGCCUGGUCCCCACUGGAACCCACCCACACUGCUAGAUAUACACAGAAAUGCAGAAUAACCCUCCCUCAUACAAAUAAUAUGAACAACCCACACACAAUCCCCAAACGCAACACCCCUAACUAUAUACAUACAUGCACACAACCCCACAUGCAGCCUCUCACAUGCAAUACCCCAAACAGCCCCCACACACUAGCAAACACACAAUGUGACAUAUCCAUCCACACACCAUUCCACAAGCAGCCCUCAUACACAGCCCACAUUCAUAUGUAUCAUACACGAUACCACAAACUACUCAUGAACGUAUGCAAUAUAAUUUAUAUACGCACAAAUAAAACAAUACAAAGCAAUUACAGUAAAAAUAACACAAGCAGAAUAUGGCCGCAUACACACCUCAAUUUAAAAAAAAUAGUAUCGGCACGCUACGGGACAUCACAAUCCUAUAUCGGCAUAGUGCUGUUAAAAGGUUGCCUACCCCUGCUCUAGAUAUUAAAAUUGUAAAAUAACUAACAAAACCUAGUCCUAGCGUACACCCACUACCUGUUUCACAAAUCACACCGUCCAUUUGUUUAUAGCUUGUAUGUAUUAUCAAAACAAAUGGUCACUUUUAUCACUGGGUCGUCAAAACUUGUUUCUCUCCAGCAUCGCGUGGUACCCUGGAAUCAGUGGGAAAUAAAUCAAAUAUAUAUAUAUAUCAUUUCAAGUAGCCAAUGUAUUUUCCAUACCAAAAUAAACAUAUCUUUAGAUCUUUAAUGUUUAAAUAAAUAUUGAUAUUCAAAAUACAUUGUUUAUUAUUAUAAUAUGGUAAAAUGGUUUUGUUGGAAAGAAACAUGUUCUGCUAUGACCGAUGUAGGUCACUCCACCACACACAAAGAGUGCAAACAUAAACUAAAAAAUUAGUGAGAACACACAGAUAAUAUACAAUUUUACCAUAAAAUGGACAAAAGGUAUAUACACCUUAAAAACUAAACAGAAAAUAGACCAUGGGGUAAUAUUGCACAUACAAAGAAAAUAAAUAAGCACACAAAUGGUCCCACACACAUAAUGCUGAGCCACUCAAAUAGCUGGCUCAGACUUGAAUGGAAGACGUCUCCUGAGAUCGGCUGUAUACCAUAUGCCCAGCUAUGCUGUAAGUGUUAUCCUCCAAUAUAAAUCCAGGAUGCAGGAUAGAAGGUUCUAAAAACUCCAAUUUAUUAGACAAAAACACAAUAGAUACCAAAUCCCAAUAAAGGGAAAAUAUUUUUUUUUAUUUUAUAAUUAUGUAUAUUGAAGAUUACUUUUCAGUUUUAAUAUUAAAAUGCAACUGUCAUGGAACAUACACGUUGGAUUUGAAUUUAGAGAAGAAAACAUUGACAGACGCACACGCACAUCUGACAGAAGAGCAGGAGAACCCUCCCGCAGGCAGUCCUUCCUGUGUCUGUCACAAUGCUAUUCCAGUGCAGGCACAGCUCAUGCUUGCUGGGAGAAUAUUGGAAUGCGGUGACAGGUGGCACUCUGCUUCAACUCCAAGGUAUCUGCAUCCAUGUAGAACUGCACAUGCGUUGCUUUAGGAGUUAUGUUUUACGCUGUACCUGUCUUGAUAGGUUUACUGUGAUAAUUAAUCAUAUGUGAAAAGGUAAGAUUAGGAAGUAGUGAUCAUUUAGACCGGUUUUGUGAAACUAACGAUGGCCCACUUUUACAGGUAAUUCAGAACUGGAGACGGGAUACACCAGGGUUCCUCCUGUCGGUUCAACAGCUGCAACUUUAAGAAACCCGGACACAGAUCUAGACCCAGUAUCUAGAACUGCCCAGCAAUAUCUCGAGGUUCUAAAGAAGAAUUACAUGAUCUAGACACUAGUGAUAUUUUAUGGACUGUAAAUCGUUUACACUAAAUGGUUAUAUUUCAUAAUGUGAAUAUUGUUGUACCUGGUCUUUGUGAAUAAUAAAUGUUACAUUGCACAUUGCACUUGCAGGAAAAUCGGUUAACUUGAGAAACAUGUUGCCUAUAGCCAUGCUAAGUGUUUGGGAUAGAAUAAAUUACAAAACAAUGCAUUCCUAUUAUUAAAUUGAUAAUGAUGCAAGGUUAUUCAGUAAAUGGGGAAUUGACUAUUUUUCAGCCUAAAGUUUACAUUUCCGCUUUCAAUUCCCCUUAAGUCCCGGUUUGGUUGAAAUUCCUCCAGAUUUGUGGGGUGUGUGGACAAAAGGGUACUUUGAUGUAGUUUUUGUUUACAUCCAAUAAUGCAGGGACAUUUUGAUGUACAUAACCUUUUGUGAAUUUGCAACAUGCAUAUAAGUAAACAUCCUGCCUUUUGGUAACCUGAUCAUUUUUUUUAGUUUAUUUUGGUUUUUGUCUUUUAAACAUUCCCACAACUGUUCGAUUUCUGCGGUACAUUUUAAAUAUUUAUUUUAGCAAAUGAAAAUGCAUGUUGUUGAGGCAUAUUUUACCUGCUAAACUAUUUUUUUUACCAGAUGUAUUUUCUCCACUGUAUUUAGUCAAAAUGUUAUACAUGUAUGUUAAUGUAUUUGUCAUGUUUUCAAUUCCUAAAUAUUUCAUUAGCAAAUGUUUAUUUGCUAAAUCUAUAUCCUGUGACAGUAUUUACAAACAAAUACAAUUCUUAGUGCCAAGAAAGUUUUAGAAUGUAUUUUUAUAAAGUGUUUCGGUAUAUCGGUAAAAUGAAAUCCUAAACAAAUUUUUAUUUUGGGGGCAUUCAAAACAUAUCUUUGAUUUCAUGUAAAAACAUGUUUCUGUAAUGGUGAAGUUUCACUAAAUAGUGAAUUGUGAUGAAUUAAAAAAACUGAAUUUGAAAAUGAGCCUAAAGUUUUUUCCAAAUCAGCCAUUUAAGGCUAAAUUUAGAAAAAACAUUUUCAUUUUAAAUAGAAUUCACUUUAGAAAAAAUGGCUGGGAGAAUAUCCUACUGGCUGUGGACUGCCACAAGGGUUUUUGUGCUAUGGCUAGCAUGGGGUGGUCCUAGACUGCUGCUAAGAUUAAUUAUUUACACAAUAAAGCAAUAUGCGGGCUUGUUACUGCAAAUCACUGGGUACCUGCUACUUGUAAUUCAGGAUAGCAUAAUUGCUGAUAAUUAUAGUAUGUGGAUUAAAUAGGAAAGGUUUCACAUGGAUAUGUACAUUUUAUAAAAAAAGAUAACUUAUUUCAACCGUAACACUAAUAUUUUGCAGCCAGUUUAGCUUUUCAGUGUCUGUCUCUCUUUUGCAUGUCAAAGACCUUUUAUAAGUUUAUUGAUAUCAAACCAGAUAUAAAUAUUUUCAGCUGCUGGUAUAUGGUCACUGUAUAAAGUGGCAAACGAUAUAUAUAUUUGCAAAUCUUGUAUAAAUCCUUAAUAAAAUCUGUUCAAGUACUUGUUGUUUUG